This is a messenger RNA of Xyrichtys novacula (pearly razorfish), 65242 nucleotides long. The record is from the annotation of a GenBank genome assembly. NCBI's taxonomy places the organism in Eukaryota, Metazoa, Chordata, Actinopteri, Labriformes, Labridae.
AUCUGACUCUUUUUCCUGUUGGGAGAGAAAAGUUUUGAAACCCCACCCUCUUUACUGACUGUAAGCAUAGACGUAGAAGUGGUUCGAGGUCCUGACGACUGAACGCCGACGGAGGAAGAGGAAUAUGAUCACAAGUUAUGAUGGAGUUAUUGCGCUGUUUGGAUACCAACUAUAACAACGCGACCACCGAGCUGCGCCGGGCCACGCGCUCCACUGCACAGUGGAAGUGACGGAAUUUCAUUUCUCUAAAGUGUUCAAACUUUGUGUUUGGAUAGCUCUUCCUGUAACAAAGUCGUCGGAUCCCUGAGUUUUUUUUCCUUUUUUUUUAAGUUGUGGCGAAGUCCAGCUCGUCGCGUGCUUCUGGUAACAACGUAAGUAUGGAUACUCUCGCGCUAAGGGAUGCGGGAUUUCCUGCGGGAGCGCCGCAUAGUUGCGUGCCGACGCGGUUAUUGGAGAUUUUGGCUCAAUAAUGCAAAGUGGUCAGCCCUGAAAGUUGUCGUAAAACACUGGUUGGCUGGACUGAAUGCUCCUUUUCCUGCUAUUCUUCUCCUCUUCUCAGCGCUUCCUGCUUGUGGUGGCCACUGCACUUAAUGGCUAAAAAUACAUAAAAAACUCCAAAUGGACAGCUCACUGUUGAGGGAACUUUUGCUGCGUUAUAAAUGUUUUACUAAAACAUUUGGACAACUGUAUUUUUGUCCUUUCACUCUUUGCUUUUGAAAGUCAGAUCUCAACAGGUGGCAGUUUUGAAUGAGGGAGGCGAGGAGCUAAUUUCCCCUAAAUGAGGGCAUUCAGGAGCCUCUUAAAUACACACUGAUGAGAUGAUAUUAUGCUCACACCAUGCUUUGGGAAACCACAUCACUUGAAUAGAGAGAGCUUCAGUAAAAAAAAGAGCUGCCAUUCUGUGAAACGCAUAAUCAAACGAAAGCAACCUCUCAUUUGAUCCUGCUGGAGAGAUUUUGCAUUUCAUGUCAAAAUGAAUGAAAGACACUUGCCAUCCAGUCAUUUUUGAAUCUUUUUCUGAAACCCAUUUGUUGGUCCGGCUUUUGAACACAUUUCACAGGUCCCUGAUGAACCAACAAGAAAGACAGGAAAGGGAGCGAGGCGCAAUAAAGUACUCCUUUGUACUUUAUUUUCAAACCCUUGGGGUGCAGAAUCAGAUCCAGUCAAAACAUCUGCUUGAGGCUCCAUGGAGCCGCUGAAGAACAUAUUUAGUCGAGGCCCACUGUCGAACUGGAAAAAUUUGGAACAAUCACAAAAAGGGAACUUCACCAACCCUGUGUGGACUGCCUUAUUUGACUAUGAGGCGUCUUGUAAAGAUGAGCUCACCUUGCGGAAAGGUGACCUGGUGGAAGUCCUGUCUUUGGACUCGGAGAUAUCAGGGGACGAGGGCUGGUGGGCAGGGAAGGUCAACAACAAGGUGGGUAUAUUCCCAUCCAACUAUGGCUCCUUCAAGCCUAACGGAUAUGGCAAACUUCCAGGCAGUGGCGUUGUGGGUGAGCUUAGCCCGGCUGUCGUUAGCGAAUUUGAACCUGAGAUGGUGGAUUUUCGUGAGCUGAGUCUGGAGGAGGUCAUCGGGGUCGGUGGAUUUGGGAAAGUGUAUCGCGGUACAUGGAGAGGGGGGCUGGUGGCUGUAAAGGCUGCCAGGCAAGACCCGGACGAGGAUAUCAGUGUGACGGCGCAGAACGUCAGGCAAGAGGCGCGUUUGUUUGCCAUGCUCACUCACCCGAACAUCAUUGCCCUGAAGGGGGUCUGCCUCCAGGAACCCAACCUGUGCCUCAUCAUGGAGUAUGCUUCUGGAGGGCCACUGAGCAGGGCACUGGCCGGACGUCGCAUCCCGCCGCACGUUUUGGUCAACUGGGCUGUGCAGAUAGCCAAAGGGAUGCUGUACCUGCACAGCGAGGCCAUCGUUCCUGUCAUCCACAGGGAUCUCAAGUCCAACAACAGUAAGUUCUUUAAUCCUUUAACCUAUGAAACCCCAGAUCAAAGAUAAGUUUCACCAAACAAGAGUCAUGAUAAUGAUAAUAUUUAUAGGAAGUAAAGUAAUAAAACUGCUAUGAGUCAAAGUCAGGAAAGAAAAAAACAUGGAUUAAGGUAAGUCAGGCCUUUAGCCUCCUUGGUAGCACCCAUACUCAAAGCAGUCAAAGCAGUUAUGCCUCCAAUUGCCCUCACACUUUUGAUUUCCAAUCUUUGUACUGUGUAUAUUUUUGGAUCAGACUGAUAAAAUAUAAUUUUUUGCUGUAAAGUUGACCUUUUUCAAUGGGUGUGUAUGUGGUUUCUGGUACUUUUGGAGCCAGUCUCAAGUGGACAGUUAAGAAACUGCAGUGUUUGGAAGUUCUGCAUUUGCAUAAUUUCUUCAGGAUGUUGUAGAAGAAAGUUAAGGUAUCACAUUGUUCUAUAUUACAAGGUAUAUUAUGCUUGUUUUAGGUUUUUUAAAAGAUGGAUAUUAAGCCUCGUCACUACUUUGCGACAGUCCUUGAUGUAACAAAUGAAUAAACAAUUUCUGACCUAUUUAACCAGGAAACUUGGAUAGAAGUUGACCUCUGUGACUUACAGGAACCUACUUUCCUGUUUGAUAAUAUGGGUUUGUCAUCCCUAACUUCCUUUGAAACUGGAUUUUGGACUACCUAAAUUACUAAACCUGACGGCACAGCACACAAGGAAUCUAAACUAAGAGAAUGGGGCUCAUAAAUGAUGGAUCUGAUGGAUACACAUACUUCAGACAGGUCCUCUGUGUUACACCAUGGCCCAUUGCAGUGAUUGAACAUAGUGUACUCAAGUGCUCAAGGCUCCUCUUGGUGUGUUCAAGGCCAUAUCUGGAAAAAAAGGGAAGCUUUUCCACACUCUCAGGUUAAAUUAUUAACUCAGAUGUCACAUUAGUCUCAUCAGUUUUGUGACAGAGCAUUAAAAUAUAAGAUAAGCUUUACAGCAUCGCCCCUUUUUGGAUUGAUGCCCAGUCAUGUGACUCCCCAAAAGGUAGGCCAAGGCUACAGAGGCUGAACGGCUCGCAGAUAUGUUUUGUUGUUGGCAAGAAAGAAUUUAAGAAUUCAUGAGGAAGCUUCCCCUCUCCGCGCCGUCACAACACACUCUUUGGACUUUGAUGCGUUUCGGGGGAGCCGGGAAGUUUCACUUCAGUGUUUCGGGUCCCUGCGGCAGACACGUAGGCACUGGACCUUGUCAUUAAAGCCUCACUGCAGAGAGAUGUAUUGCUGAUAGUGCUUUCUGUCUGCCAUUCUCAACCCUAACAGUGCUUUUACCUAACCUAAACACUGAGCCACCUCUCUGUUAUUAUCAUUCUUGUGAUGCAGCUUAUAAUCCCUGUCAGCUCUGCACAUGGAUCUGAACCACCCACUGCUCAUCCUGUGUGUUUCGGCAGAUCUUGAUCGCCUAAGUACACUCAAAUAGAAAGAGAUACUGUUUGAUGAGGAACCACAAAAACAUUGAGUACUGUAGUUUCUUAGAAUAAGAGGCUAGUUCAGGGCCCUACAUAACUCCCUCUAUCCUGGGUUUGUUUAGAGAAAGCAAAAAUACCUUUCUGCCAGAUUCCUCCCCAUCCUUUUUCUGAUCUCCUUCAUUGAACAUCCCUUUUCCCUUCAUCAUCUGCUCAGCCUCUUCCUCACCCCAGUGUCCAUUUUUUUCCUGACCUCCCGCCGCUGGAAUAAAUGUCUCCUGUAGCGCAAAAGAAAGUGGAUUGUGUGUUAAUAUAGUGUUUGUAUACCAGGCAGGCCAAAGCCAACACAAUCCCUCUCUCUGUGCAGUCAGAGAUCAUAUCGCCCCUCUGCCUCCUCCUGCCUUUUUUUAAUUCUUCUCUGAAAUCUUUGUCCCUGGCCUGCCCCUACAUGUCUCCAUGCAGCCAUAACCCUGUUGUGCCACUGAGCAAUAUCCUGUUGUGGCAGUGGGGGAAGGAGGAGGGGGGUCAUUUCAAAAGCUGCUCUGUCAGUUGACGAAUAUCUGCAGCAGCACUGUAAGUGGAGUGAUGAUAGGUUUUAACGCACAGGUGCAUGAGCAUCUCAGUAUAAGGGCUCUAUAGCAGAAAAUUAUACCCUUUGAUAUGAAAAAAGUCUCACAAUGGGGCAGCUGGACCUAACAGGACAAAAUGUACGAAAGCUUUGAUGGUAAACUUCAGAUUCUGGUGUCAGUUCCUCAGAAUAAUGAUGCAAGUUCUCUUUUCUCCAGCUGCCAUUUUGCGUCUGCAACUCUGCAAUCACACAGAGAGAAAUCUUACAAAGAGGAGGCGGGGAAACCUUACUGUAGCCUCAAGUGGACAAAAAUACAAAAGCAGAAAGAAGAAAUGUGUUCAAGAGGGACAUUCAGAGAAAAAGUAUUCUCUGGAAAACAAAACUUUGUCUGACGAAGGCAAAAAAAUCUGUUUUAAAAUCAGUUUUGAAUAAGAUUUCUCUCACACAGCAAACAGAACUGUGUCUGCAGAAUGAUGCACAACAUUUGAGCUGUUCAAACUAUUUAUUCUUUAUUUUUUGAGAUAUUCUCAUUUAAUGUGCAAAUUGCCGGGGCGUUUUGACGGAUUCAGCUGCUUUGGCAAUACAGGGCGAAUUGUGAUUUUAUUCCACAGACAUUCUUAAAGGUGCGGUGCAUAAUAUUUAGCAGCAUUUAUCAGAACAGACCUGGAAGAAAUAGAAUUUAAGAUUAUGUUGAAAUAAGUGUGUGACUGUAUCAUUAAGAAUUGUGCUUUGGAAGUUUCAAAUUUACAUCAUUUAAAAAAUAAAUGCAGAAAUUAAGAAAUCAAAGCGUAUUGUAGGGGCCUGUUUUCAGAUUUUUCAGUGUAAGCUAUUGCAGUAACAAAUGAAAGUAUCAAAGUAAAGGAUUUGAAAGUAUAGUGAGUGGGUGGUAAUGCGAGUUAGUAUGUCAAAGGCACGUCUCACUCUGUUGUCUGUUUCUUAUUACCUGGUUCCAGCUAAAGACAUGAACAAAUGGAUUAAAAAGAUGAUUUUGUUGAUUUAAAAGUAAUUUAUUCUCUCUUUCCAUGGUUGGCAUUGCUUCUAUGGUAACAGAUUUUCAUUGUAGGAAACACUGACUGUAGAUUUGACCUGAUCAAGUGUUCUUAUUUCUUAUAAUCACAUUAAACUGAGCAGGUCUGAAGACCAGCCUGAAACAGAACAUCACAUUUUUGCCACAGUGUCAACAGGCAGAGGUGAAGUGUCCUGGAGGAGGUAAGACGUGGUGACAGGUUUAAGCAGCUUCUCCCUGGUGUUGCUUUCACUGUUGGGAAUGAACCAUUUUUGCUAUGUGGUUUCAGCGUGGAGUCCAAAGUGGCAUUUGUGGUCGAUAAUGAUUGAAUUGAAGCGAGGGUACAUGUUUCUCACUGCAUUAUUAUUUAGUAUCUGAGUAUUCAGUAAAAAAAAACAUUUUUCAUUUGAUCAUUUAAAUUCUCACCCACACUCGCUGAUACAGACUCAUCAGUCUCAGUAGUUCAAACCUCAGACUUUGAACCAUAACCCACAUUAGCUGUCGGGCUCCUUAUCUACAAGCAAGGACUCAUGUCUUACAAUACACCUUGGCAUGCAAGGCGCUGCCAACAAAUACUAAGAAAAACCGCACUGCUUCCAUAAGUCUGCAGAUAAUUUUGAUAAUUACUGUGGUUGCUUUAGCGCAUACAGGUGUCAGGGUUGGUUAUCUGAGUUAGAAAUGGGAAGGUAUGUCUUAGCACACCCAACAAAAUCUGUAUCUUAACUAUUUUAGGGACAGUUUGUUAAGUGAGUUCCUUCAGUGUCUCUCUCUAUUAUACAAAAACUUAAAAAUAAAAUUGACCUGCAAAAAAGCAGCAAAAUCUGUCAUUUCUGGUUCCAUUUCCCUAAAAAACAUGCCAUGUUAGGAGCUUUUAGAUUCCUCAUUUAUGAGAACCAAGACACAGAUAUCAAAUGGCUUUGAAAAUGUGGUGAUUUGGUGAUCUGCAGGAUCUGGACUAAUCCUAGAUGGACAAAGAAAUUUUGGUACAGUUUUUAGAGAUGCUAAUGAGUUAGUAUUCCCAAGUGCUGGAGCAGUCAUUUGUUAUAUUUCAGUGGAAAUGAUAAAUAGAGGUGGGGCCAAGUAUUGAUGAGGCAUAUCUGCACAUUAUUAUCUUAAUCAUUGUGAAACAAAUACUCCUAUGCUUAGACUGAAUAUCAAUAUCUAAAGCAGAUAUUGGUCUAAAACUCUCGUUUACUUUUUUCAAAAUAAAGCAUUCAUACAUAAAUAGUCAUAGAUUUCUUUCAUUUUGAGAUUUUAGGUCAAGCUGUCCAUCCAUCCAUUUUCUUCCGCUUAUCCCGUUGGGGGUCGCGGCGCCUAUCACAGCAUCUUGGGCCGAAGGCUAGGUCAAGCUAGUCUCUGAAAAAAAACUCUCUGUUGGAUAGUUUAUCGCCUGAAAGCUACCGUCCUCACAAAGCGAGUGGAUUUUACUGAUAGCUGGUGCAUCAUGUUCUUCUAUUUUAGUAGCUGAUAUUUUAAAAACAACAAUAUACCACAAACAGCACCAUUGACCCUAGUUUUUCUUUCCACAAACCUCAAAAAAAGAUAUUAAAUAUUGAUCAGCACUGAUUUGAGUUUUCUGUUAAACUCAGCAGAGACCUUCAGAAGUCUCCUCAGUCCAGCUGUUGUCCUUCCUCUGUCAGUUAUCUGCACAAAGCCUCCAUAGACCCAAAAACAGCUAUAGGCAUCACCACACACCGUAAAACUGAGCAGGGCUUUAGUUAGAACUGGUGGGGAAAGUGCCAAGCUAAGCACUCGCUGGGCUGGAGCUCAUAGGCCUUUUUUUUAUUCCAGGAAGGAGCCACAGUUAGAUCUUGGAUCAACAUGUCCUUUUUUUCUUCUUUUUUUUCUUCUUUUUUUUCAAUGAGUGGACAAACAUCUGAUACAUCUCUCUACCAGCAUGUUUUCAUUCAGGGCCCCACACUGGAGCGCACUCACAACAUCCCCUGUGUGUGUGUGUGUGUGUGAGAGAGAGAGAGAGAGAGAGAGAGAGAGAGUGUCCCGGUUGUGUGGUGUUUGCGAGAGUGUGGUAAACUGCACUCCCGUCACCGCUGCACUUAUACAAAAACACACACUGCCAUUGCUCUGUGCAGCAGAGGGAUCAUGAGGGCAGUUUAGACCUUUUUUUAGUCUGUAAUUUAAGGAGGAUGGAGGUAUUUUAAAACUGAUAAAGUCCCAUCAUGCACCUGUGUCUUCAUGGGAGAACUUUAUCACUACUCGACAUGUAAAGUUUCCCAGAUAAGUGAGGAGAUAAAGCAGCUAAACUGAACUAAAAAGAUAAGAUGGAGAUGUUGCAGUGAGGAAUGGCAGAGGUCGUUUUUAUAAAGAGAUGCAUGCUGCAAAUACAGCAAUCAUGCAACUUAUGUAUAUUUGCAGCUAUGUGUGUGUUUCUAUUGUUGCAUUUAUUACAGACCUUUGCAUGUGUUUUUACAUCCUACAAGCAUUUGCAGCAUGUCUCCCCUAAUGACCACUCAUCAGCUCUUGUCGGCCCACAUAAGCCUGAAAUUAUUAAGUAAAUGUAAAACACUUACUUUGAGUUAAGUCACGUAAUGCUAAUUCAAAGGGUGCAUGACUGUCGAAUAAAGAUUUCGAACAGUGGACAGUAGGGAGACCAUAUUCUGAAUCCCCGAAAAGAGGACACAGCGACAGGGAUGCGGAGUCAAGGAGUCGCGCGUAGUUAAUUUUGUGAGUUUUUCAGGUCGGAUUGAGUGUUUUUUGCGCGCUUUUAACUUAAGUUAGUCCACGCGACACGAACUCAGAACUUCCGUACAAAACCGCAGACAUUUGAAGGACUUUAUAAACUCCCCCAGACAAAGCCGGACAGCCCCCCAAAAAGAGGACAUGCCAGGCUGAAAGAGGAUGUAUGGUCACUAUAGUGUACACGUAUAAAAAUACACAAAGAAUAUGCAAACAGAUCCAAGCAUUCAAAAUAAUUUCUUGCAAGGCGGGAUCACAACCUCCAUGGCCAAGCACAUUUGUGCAUCAAAUUAAGUACCUGAAGUAUCUUUGCCUGUCUGCAGCUUUGAACAGCUUCAUCAACUCCAGCUGCUGCUGCUGCUUCUGCAGGGCUGCCAUCCCCCUCAUCACCUAAAGCAGCCAUAAGGAGCACAGCCAGACUUCAGAGCAAGUCCUAGUGGUAAGGGUAAAACUCGGCAAAUAAAAGGAAGAGGAGACACAUGAAGGUGCAGAUAAAAAUGUCUCUGAAGUUUAUUCUCUUAAAUAUCCAUCAUACGACCUUAAAUCUGUGGAUGAUGAAUUCAUCAUUCACAGCAGCUUUUAGCAGUUAUUCAUAGUGCUCUUAGGUUUACUUCUCUCUGCUACUGCGGCUGCAACUGAAACCAGAUAAUGCUUAUUUUGGAGGAAGGCUGACACAGAGGUUCACUGUAGCAUUGGGUAAGACUUGGGUGGCACAGUAGAGCUGUCAAUCAAAGCGUCAGUAACCUCUCAAUAAAUAUAAACGAUAGAUGCAGAGACGAAGUGUAGGAAAAAAGCCCUAAAGCUAACAUCUAACUCUGCUUCCAUUAGAGGAACUGAAGGCACUUAGCUUUAGCUUAAACAUUUAGCUUUAAGGCUGUUUAUUUAUUCAGAGCAGAAGAGGCCGCCAGACAAGAUUUAGACUGAAAGCAAAUAGAGAAAAAAAACUGAAUGUAAACUUUCAAUAUUUUACAUAAAUAUACAUCAGUUCAUCUGUUGUUCGGAUAAAAACAUCUGCUCUUAAUCUGGCAUGGUUUGGAAAAAUAUUGAAGUUAACUUUACUUAGUGUGCCCUCUGUAGUCAGUUUCUGUAAAGUGAGCAGCACUGAUUUAUUUUCUAUUCUGCAUCACUUAAUCAUUUGACUGUAGAUGUUUAAUUGGGUGUAAAUCUCAACUUGACAGGAUAACAUCUGAAGAAAAUAAUGAAUCAGUUAUUACUCCAGGUGUAUGUGGCUUAUGUUAGAGCAUGCAUGAUCAGAGGUCAUCUGGGAGAGUAUGGGACUGUGAUACAUUUUAAAAUAAGCUUUCAACACUUAAAGGUGGGGUCGGCAGGAUCUGAGGAAGUGCCAGUUUUUGGUAGACAUCUUGAAUGUAAAGACUAUCCCUCCCAACCAAUUUUCCCCUCAGCUCCUCCUCUCCCCUUCCUCUCUGUACCAGCAAGCCCCACCCACAAACAGACGCUCCUGCUCACUUGUAUCAUUCCAAUCAAAUUCAUAUAUAAUGCAGAUAAAUACUUAAGAUAAUUACAAAUGGGGCCCAGUCAGCGUGAAAGUAAAACGCAUUGGUGCUACUGUAGAGGCCAACAGACUACCAGCAAACACAAUGUUUGCAGGACUUCUACAAGUAGGAUAAAGUGACAUACUCCGGGACCCGAGGUAAACAGUUAAGCAGUGCAACAACACACAGCAGGUCCCUUUUGACAAGAAACACUUCUGUUACACUUGGCUUACUUUGUUAAAGCGGUUUACCUGUCCAGCAGAAAGGUUACAGGAUCCCGAAGCGUCCCCCAUCGUUUAUGCUGUUGUUGACCCGGCUUCUUAGCUCUUGUCUGGUGUACCUCAGUUUUAAGCGCCUGUUAUUCUGCCCGACUCUCCAUUAUUUACUUUAUUUUAUUGCUUGUGUUUUCCGUACAUUCUGGUUGGUUUCUACGAUCCGAUGUUGGAGCAUGCUAACUUUGUUUGGGUUUGUUUAAGUUAUUGGAGGACGUGGAGCACUCUUCACAACACGAGGGAGCAGCGUCUGCCUCACAACCAAUCAGGUUGGGGGAGGCGGCUUUGGUAACAGUCAGCAAGAGCGGGCCGCUUAAAAUAAUUAAAAUGUUGACUACACAGACAUAACAAAACAAUAUCACUACAAAUGUCAUCAAUAACCAAUAGCUAUUGACUGAUAUUAAAAGCUUUUUUGUAUAUACACCACAAAAAAGAUGCUUCUCUAACAAAAUUCUGUCUACCUCACUUUUAAGGAAAUAAAAGAUAAAAGAUGAUGUGCAGUAUCACAACAAUGUUGUAAAAUACUACAUUAAAAAGGGUACUCUGUGUGCCAAAGUCUAAAACUUUUAAACUUUCUUCUACUUAAACUCCUGUCCCCAUAAUGAGUCCAUUUAUGCAUUAGCUAAGUGUUUUUUAAUUCAGCUGAAGUUUAAAUGUCAAUGGAGCAGAAAGUGCAUCGUCAUGAGCCAACCCAUCCAUAAACAUGGCCUCACGUUUGCUGACGCCUACAUCUACGGGGUGCCUGAGGGGUCCCAUUAGGGAGAGGAGGGGGUCACCGCGGUUGGAGCUCAGCUGGCUCAGGCUGAGUGUGUUUGGGUGAUAAGGCAGAGAAGAGUUUGUCAGCUCCGUUGCAUCUUUUUUCCCCACAGAAAAAAGAAAAAAAAAAAAGACAGGCAUACAAAUACAGAGAUCCUGAACUUACCUUGGACUGAAGAGCAGGGAAUGACUGGAGGUUAGAGAGCAGAAUUUAAGUUUUUCAAGGUGUUUUAUUUCACUUGUAUGCAAGUCACCACAGACCUGUAGCUCAAAUGUUAGGGAUGUCCUCAGAUUGGCAGAAUGGGACCAGAUGUGGGGAAAAAUAAUUUAAACAGGGCCUGAAUUAAACAGGGAAAGCUACAGUACUUAUACUCCUGUUUGGAAGUUAUGCCUCAAUCGGCCAGCUGGGGUUCAAUUCCAGCUCAAAGUCUAAUUUUCCACCAGUCAUUCCCCACUCACUCCAUGGCCUGCUCAGUCCACUGCAAUGUCCUCUCCAAAUAAAAACAAAAAAUAAAUCCCAAAAAAUGGAACUCCUGAAAAGUGCAAAUAAGUUUGCAUUAACCAGGAAUUACUGGACAUCAGCGUGAAGUCAAAAUGUCCUGCUUUGUCCAGUGCUUUUUCCUCUCCAAAUAAAGGCCAAAAAAAAAAAAAAAAAGUGGAACCCCUGAAAACUGCACUGACAUUAACCAGGGAUCAUUGGAUGCCAGUAUGUAACCAAAAUUGUCUCUGAAUAAAUACACAGCAUAUUCACAUUGCACUCCUGCAUAUUUCUUAACAUGUUAAACCAGCAUUCUUCAUGAUAAUAUAUUUUAAAAACCAAAAAAAGCUCUUUAAAGUUGUUUCCUUCCACUAAGAGUUCAGAUCUUAAAGUAAAUUUUACUGUAUAUAUUUGAUUUGCAAGUCAUGACAGUGGUGAUACUUUCUUUGCAUCUUUGAAAUGGACUUGUAAACUGUUCUGAAAUGUAAAAUAACAGAAUUUUAACACUGUGAUUAAGAACGUGAUAACUCCAAUUCUCUUUGACAGCCCUGGAAAUCCUAAAUGGUAAAGCAAUAAGACAGAAAAGGGAAGUCCUGACUCUCUCCCUGAUAACUUAAAUACUGUAUAACCUGCAUCUACAAACAUAUACAGUAUAUAAAAACAUACACUGCGGAUCCACAAUAAGAUGAGCCCACUCACACUUAGUCAUGAAAACAGCAGCAAAUGUUUGUGUGCAUGUGUGUGCGCAGGAUGAGUGGGGGGGCUGAAAAAAGCAGGGAAGGAGAAGAUAAAAAGAAAACAGAAGAGCAGACACUGAAGGAAGUCGAGACAUUUCCAGAACACAGCCGGACUGAAAUCUGUUGUUUUUCUUCCUUCUUCAGUUUGAACCACACACACAGAUCACAAGACAGCUUGCAUUCAGACGAGGGAAAAACCUGCUUAUCAGUUAUUGUGUGAGUGAAUUUGGUUAUGAGGAUGAGGAUAUAUUUGUUUUGGAGAGUUUAACAAAAGGAUUCUUCUUCUUCUGUGGAGUUAACCAUUGUUGACUUUGUUGGAGGCGGCAGGAUAGAGAGGAUUUGAUCAGUUCAGCUAUGACGCUCUAUUUGGAUGGGGUUGGUCCAAAUGAUGGUGAAAUAUGUAUCAUCGCUGCUUUAAUAUGUCUAAAAAAACAAGUACAGUCAUGUUGAGUAUAAUGUCUGAAUUAUACUUUUUAAUCUCUAUUAAUUCUUAACUAAAAUACAAAACCAGUGUGGGUAUUAAAGAGCAUGAGAAAACGACUAACUUUUCUAUGCAGUUACUUUCAGCUUGAAGCUCUUCAUGCAAAUGCUGCAGCAGCUUCUGCUUCUUUGUAUAUUUUUGAUGCAUUCUUGAUGCAAUGACCAAAAAGAUUCAGUGUGUUCAAACUUGGGGACUUUUUCCCUUCACUUUUGAUACUUCUAAUCCAUGCAGUUGUGUUAUCCUGCUUGAAAAAAGGUUCACACCAGUGACUACAGAUGGGCAAUGAUUAGAUUUUACUAAGUUAACAAAUGUUAUUACUCUAUUUCUUUUAAACAUACAUAAAAGGACACAUAAACCAUCAUUUAUCUUUAUUUUGAGAGACUGGAUGUGGACAGUCUCACUAGUUUUCCUGAGGGGCACGUAGGUCUAGAUGUUGCAGAAACUCACAUUUUGCUAAAGGAAAGCUGCCGGCCUCACUAAGCGCGUUGAUUUAACAGUAAGUCGUCAGUUGUACUUUUUAAUAAUAGGAUAAUCGUUCAGUUUUUAGGAGAACUUAAUAAAACGUGAGUUAAAACCAUUUAGAUUUGGAUUUGGACUAGUUCUUUGAUUUCCCAUCCCCACUUUGCCAUUUUACUCCUGUCAGCUUGUUUAUGUUUCUGAGGUGGAGUCUGUGCAGUUGGGGUUCAGCUUUGUCUUUCCUUUUCCACAAACCAAAGUGCACAUGAGACUGAACAAAUAAACAUUAUAGAUCCCUCGGCCUGGCACAGAUUCUUGUGUUGGUCUCUGCUCCAUUUGCAGCUGACUUUGCUGAUGGUUUCUCCUCAUCCACAGGUCUUAGACUUUUCUGUAGUGAGUUGGAUCAAUAAAACUCCAACCUUAGAUCAUCAGGUCCUACUCCUGCCUUACCGGGCUACCUUGACCCCUCAGCUUUUGGGAUCAGCCCUAUGAUGACCUCCUGUCUGAGUUCCUGAAGAGAUGUUUCUAAUGAAGGUUAAAUAUCAACACAUGAGACCUGGAGGUUCUGUUAAUAAGUGACUGUUUUCAGGACCUCACAGGACUUUACCUGGCACUGCAUACUUUGCAUAGAGAAUCAUUUAUAACCCCCCUCUGACAGCGCCGAUGCAGAGGUCCAGAAGCAGAUUUUUUCCUCUUAGUGUGAAUGUGCUGGAGGCAUGGCUUUUGGACUACCAUGCUUAUGAAUUUAAUGCAGCUUGUGUGCCCCGAUGUGUUUGUUGAUCAGUUUGUGAUCAGACGGUUUUUACACAACAGAACUUGGGAGGUAACCCUGAACCAUAGGUAUCCUGGAGGUGACGGAAUACUUUUCAAACCCUUGAUAAACAGUGUAGGGGAACACGUUUUUAACAUUUAACUGUUUUGGCGCUCUCAAACCUUGCAUGUCAACAUACAAACUGUACGACAAGCUAAAUUACCACCUUAUCACAUUUAUCCAUUGGUGGGGCGUCCAGAGGGAACUUUGUUUAUCCUGCAGCUAAAAAAGAUGUUUUUCAUGCAUUUGCCAUGAAAGGGCACCAGAGAGGCAUUAAAUAAUGUUUAUUUAUGUCACCCAAGAGGGCACUCCUAAGACGGUUUUUCAAAAGUGAGGACACAGGGUCCACCCCUCUGAGUACACCCCUGUUAGUAACUGCCAAUAAAGGGUUUAAAAUGACAAACCAGCAUUGCCCCCACUGCAAAUAAACAUCUGACGCAGCUUGUAUCUCAGAUAUCAGAUGAAAUCUAGUUGUUGCUCUGUUACACGGAGAAAACACAGUUAAAACAUCAGACGCCAUGAUUCAAAUAGUAAGGUUAUAUUGUGCUGGAGUUCUCAGGGUGAGACUGUUUUUGAACGUCUUGUUCAGAAAGAGAAGAGAAUUAAGCAAGAGGGACACCAGACUUGCUCAAUUUGGUUUAUUUUUUUCUUUUCUUUAUUGUGCAAACACGUGAGAGGAAGUGUGAAAGUGCCAAACAUUGCCAAACUCACUCCCCAUAGCAGGGCUAGAAGGCAAAUGCUAAAUAACUGAACUUGAUGUCGGCAUGGGGUGAACAAAUUGAUUGACAAAACCAAACAAAAGAGGAAUGACAGAAAAAAAAGGAGGGACAAAAAAGCAGAGAAGUUUUGUUUGAUGGCAACCUGCAUCCAAACCUACUCAGAUUGUGAUGUUACUGAUUUGAGAGACAGAAACCUUCUGCUCAGUUCAUUUUUGUUAGGGAUUUACUUCCUUCCUUUUCGUACUUUUUGGAUCAGAUUCUUGCUCUUAAACACGUGGCCCUAAUUUAUAAUUUGUCAUUUCAAAUAUAGAAACACUGAUUAAGUCACUUACGACAACUUUAAAACAUGGCAACAGCGGAGGAGGCUUCUGGAGACCUGGCCGAAGAGUUCUUUGAGCUGUAAAUCAUUUACAGCUUCUACAAGAAUUAACAGAGGGACAUUUCAAGGCCUGAAAAUAAGCUAAAAACUCUGUCUUCAGAUAAUAUUUAUGUUAAUCUGAACAUAUAAGUGGUGAUACAUCACAAAGAUUAAUCUAGCCGGGAUUUUAAAUCAACCUUUGUGACCAUCCUGUCUGCUGUUUUGAAACAAUAGUCUUGAAGGUCGUAGUUGUGAUGUCCAAAUGCAGCAAGAGCAAUAAAAUAAUUUUAAUAAAGCUAAAAAAAAAACACUAAAUGAGCUGCACAUAAGGCUUGUUCUUUUGCAAACCCAGUUUAUUAUCCCGAUGAUUGCACCUAUUAUAACUCGAUUGCUCCUGUGUUUAAAUCUUUACAUGAAAACAUCAGUAAAAAUGGCGGUUUCCUCCCUGAUGUUCUAUACUGUACCGGAAAACAUCAUUUGGAGAUAAUAUUUCCAGGCUGUGAAAGCUGUAAGUAGGUCAGCAGGUGAGCUAGCUUUAUUCAAAAGGCAGAAGCAGAUAAACAUGGAUUUUAUGGGAUGAGUUUUGCACAUGCUCAGUAACAUAUAUUACUCAAUACAGUGUCAAAGUUAAAGCAGCAGCGGUGAAACUGGUCAAACCUGAUCAUUAUCAACCACAAGUAAAAGCAAUGAGAGUGUUUAUUAAAGUUUAUAACAGAAUAACAUGAUAACAUCUGGGGGGUUUUCAGUGUCAGCUUAAAUGGAAAUAUGAAGAAGAGGGUGUUGCAUGAACUUUAUCUUUAUGGUCAUCAAAUGAGGAAGAAGUGCCACCUCAGAGUGAUUGUAAAACCUACUCAGAGCUGUCACUGAGUCCAGGCCUGGUUUCUGACGUUGCUUAACUCCUACUCUCAGUAAACAACCUCAGAGCUGAGACGAAACUCAGGCUGAGUGAGGGCUAGUUUCAUCCUCUGCUCUAUGAUUAUGUCCUCUCUCUCUCUCUCUCUCUCUCUCUCUCUCUUUCCCUCUUUCUCUCUCUCUCUCUCUCUCUCUCUCCCUGGUUGCCUGGUCAGAGGUUGCCAGACUGUCUGUCAGCCGAUGGCCUCGUCCCUCAGGGGACAAAGCUCCCGUUCUUCCUGGGGAAAGCCCCCACCCUGCCGGAAUUCUCCCUUCGCCUACGGGUGCAGAGUGGCGAGGGAGGGGAGGAGAGGCAGGAAGGUAGAGAGCAGAGAGGUUGAUCCACUGUGGCGGUUUAAAAGCCAGUACUGAUAGGUGAAUAUUUUUACUCCUUUGACUGAUAUCAGGCAGGUUUAGGUUUAAUUAUUCAUGUGGAGGGGGAAUGUGGAUUCUGGGUACAUUUCAAGGAUUUGUUUUGAACCUCAAUAUUUAUUUAUCUAGCACCAAUUUGCAACAGGUGUGCUGGUCUAGACUAGACUCUUAUUUACAAAGGAUCAGACCCAUCCUCAACCACACUAGUGACACACUUAGCAGGAUUUAUGAAAUUACAGUGGAGAGGAAAAACUUCCUUGUCAGGCAGAAACCUCAAGCAGGACCAGGGCGGUAUGACGCUAUAUUCCGUGUGACAGUAUAAAAGUGUCUACCGGUAGAAAUUUUGCGAUACUGUUUAAACCGGAGAGAGAAAGCAGAUGUCUGCGGCAUAUCCCUGAGCCAGUGUGUAGUUUUCUGCGUUUGCUAAGAGGAAAGCCGGAGUGCAUCUGUUUGAGUGGAUAUGGUAUAUUAACCAGCGUGUUGUGCAGAGUUUGUUCGCUUCGUUUGAUUGGACAGGUUUGGGUGCGCUCCCUAUAAUCACCAGCGUGUCCAACAGACUGCAUGGCGUAGUUUCGACUCUGAAAAACUCUGGUCUUUUUUUUUUCUUUAAUAAACAAAUUUGUGAUGCUGUAAUUUUUUAUUUUCAUUUUUUAUAAUUGCAGUCACUGACACCAGACUGGUCUGGCCUUUUGUUUGCAUUUUUAUACAAAUCGGAAUAUAAAAAUACAAGAGGAAAAUGAACAAAUGUGACAGUAUGGUUAUUUUUAAGCCAUUAAUUGAAUUUACAGGGGGAAAAACAUACUGUGAUAUGAAAUUAAUCAUAACUUGAUACAAGAUCUUGUUCAUACCGCCCAUCCCUACUCCCAGUAAAGACUGUGAGUAUUAGUAACUCUAAUGGGACAUGAUGAUUUAAAGUUAAUGAUACAGACAGAAAGAGGAUGGAGAAGGAGGGAAAGGUGCUUGAUGUGUCAGUCAGUACCUUAGCAGUCUAAAAGAAGCUGGCCCAGGCCUGGACCCAGUCUAUUUUAACAUUAUAAGGGUGUGUGCCCCUGACACCUUCACUGGUAGAGAAGAAAAAGAGGCAAAGUACUUGAAUUGCAUCUGCAUUCAAGUAUCAGCAGAUUAAAAUACCCAGUUAUUAGCUUUUUGUAACCCAUCUCACUGUCUCACUGAAACAAUAUGAGAUUUUUGUCACAUCAGUCAGUAUCAGCUUGAUAAUCCUACUCUCUGUUAUCAGUCAGACUCCACCUGAGGCUGGAGGCACUGAGGGAUGGCUCAUGAGAAAUGCGCUGAGAGACGGCAAUGUGGCCCAAGCAUCAGAUCCAGGAGAAAACAUAAUUAAGUGAGGUGCAGAGUGAGGAGGCAGGGAGCGGCUCUGGGCAGCUGACUUUUGCAUCUGGUAUGUUAUGACUGAGCUGGAUGGUCAGGGAGAGAGUGUAGCGCAGCUGAAAGGUUACAGCUUCUAUCACUGUGUGUUAGUGUGAGCUCAGCAGCAGAUCUUUGUCCCCCUGGAUGCCCAUGAGUAGAAGGUUAACCCUGUACAAUCUUUUGAAUCGGUGUGUCUGCAGGUGUUGAUGUAGCAGUGAGUUUCUGCUGCAGAGCUUUGAGUGCAUCCUGCAAACCUUCUAACUUUUCCAGCUGACUCUUGAAUCCAGUCAGGUAGAAGGUCACCAGGUCGGGCAAUGUGACCAUUGUGCAAGCAAGUAUCUCUGAGAGUCAGUCCAAAGUUCUGCAUCCAGAAAACAAAUAUUUUCGGUUUGCUUGUUUUGAAACAAGUAUUGCAAAAGUUGAUGAAAAUGCACCCGUUGACCUCUUACAUAAAAGUCAGUCACUGCUCUGAAUGUGAAUCAGCAGGACGUCUUUAAAUGUGGCUUUUUACUCCAGAGGACAGUCACGCUUUUUUCCGUGUUUGCACCUUUUUCCUCGUAUUUUUUCUUUUUCACAGUCUGGUUUUUAGGAGAAGUGUUUGGUAAUACUGUUGUUUGUCUGCCAUACUUUCCUCGAACAAACAAGGUUAUUACCCUGGAAAUGAUGUCAAAGUUGGUUCCCUGGAAUCAUUGCCAUCCAUCUGAAAUUUCUCUUUCAUUUUACAAGAGGUCAGACUCUUUUUGCAUUACCUAGCAGUUAUGAAAUCCACAUAGGCCUAAGGCUAAUGUCUGCAUUUUUUCUAGAAGGACAGAGUUAUGCUUUAUUAGUUGGGUAGCUUGAGCUAAAUCAUUCCCGGAACGUCUAAUGCAAAAAAUCCCUUAUACUGAGAUUCUAGGUAAGCGAGCUGUUGAGUCAGUCCCGCUCCGAGCUCAUAUCUGGGCCGCUGCUGCUGCUGUUGCUGCUGCUGCGAGGAGUCACGUCUGAAACUGACACACUCUUGUCUCUGAACAACAAACAAUAGCAAACAGAGUCCUGUUGCUGUGGAGAUCUGUCAUGGUGUUUUCGUGGCGACAUUGUUGGUUUUGCUAUCAGGAGCACGGUCUGUCUGGGCAAGACUGAUCUGGUCGUGAUACUCUCUGUUAUCCUGCGUAGGAGAGGUGGUUUUCCUGCUCUUUUUUGACACACCUUUUUGAAAUGAUACCAGGUGGGAGAUAACAGGAUGCGCUGUGUAACCUCAGCGUGUACACCCCAUAUUCUUGAUACAAAUCAGACUUUAUAAAUCCUGCUGAAACACUGCAGCUAUUCUGAAGUCCUAAAGCUGUGUGUUGGUGUUGUUUGUCAAGCUCUUGUUACAGCAUGAAGGGUCAUCCAGGGCGGGAGUGUUUUUUCCCAUGAUUCCCUCCACAUCAUUGUGAACAUCCUCUUCAGACUGAACUUCAACUUUUCGUUACACCUCUGAAGUUUCCAGCUGCAGGCUCUCUGUGUUUGUGGGUCAGCGUGUUUGUGUUGUAACAUACCGUCCAGUCAGAGCAGCUGACUAAUGCGGCGGUGGUUGUCAGUGUGAUGGAAGCUGCAGGAGGAGAAGGAGGAGAAGGAGGAGAAGGAGGAGGAGGAGGAGGAGGAGGAGGAGGAGGAGGAAGGCCGGACGGGGCUGAACUGUGGAUGCACUCUGCUUGCGCUCAGGAAGUGGAAGAAGAAUGUGGUCGUAUGUGUGCUGAGACUGCAAAAACGCUUUUGUUGCCUGUGGUUGAUGUGCAUGUUUGUUUCUGUGUUUGGUGUGACUGCACAGAUGAGUGUGUGAACAGGUAGACAGAAAUAUGUACAUGAAUGAGCUGUGUUUAUUUAUUACAUGCACUGUUAAUGAACAGUCAGUGUGUUAUUUAUGGGCCUUUUGGUCUGAACUGUAAAGCUAUUUACACUGCAGUGUCUGACUGUUCUUUAAAAGAGCUAAUAUUACUGUAGCAAUUCAGUGGUGUCUGUUUGUUUCCCAACACAAAUGGACGACUCAAUCAACUCCUUCUUUCAAUCUCAAAUAUCACCAAUUGAUUUCGGUUAUUUGAAUAAAAAUUUGGAUUUUUCAACGACAAAAUGACACCUAAUGAAUAUUUACACCAUAUAUGCAACAUAUUUGAAAUAACUGAGGGUGUUGCAAAGCUGCAGAAAAAACAGGUGGAAAGAUUGGCUCUUAAAAAAAAUCUCAGCAGAGAGGGUGCUCAGUUUUGGCAAAAAUCAAUGUUAUGAGAAUAAGACCCAAAAUAUUUGUUGAGGGCAUGAUUUCUACUAGUUUGUCAUUUCUGGGGAUCGACACUGAGGGGUCUGGUUUUCGGAUGUUUGGCGGGGUUAUUUAAAAACACCAGUGUAGUCAGAAACAAUGGGUUUUGGUAAGUUCUGAUAAUUUUCUGUUGACUGUUUCACUCAUCCUUUCUACCCACUUUUUCAUUUGAAGGCAAAAGUUUUGGAUCUGGAUCAGUGUGUUUUCUUUCCUUUUUGAACAAUAAAUCACCAUUGACACUCAACUGGACUGAUGAAUUUAGCGCACCUAAACCCCAGCGGCCUUUUUGUUGAAGGAAAGCUGUCGCUACAAUGAUGAUUAAAUAUGACUAAAUGAAACAAGAAUUAAAAACUAAAGGAUCUUGGCUAGAUUUGAUCACAGGCUGCAGAUCCAACAUAUCAGUCAGCCUCUUUAAGUCCUAACUUUUAUCACUCAAAGACUCAGGUAUUCAGUUUAUCCUGAUUCAGACCAUCAGCUUACUCCAUCCCUUGGCUUUUCAGGUGCAAGCACACCUGCCUCCUUCACCUGUGGUGUCAUGAUACUGUAGCUCAUGUUGAAACUUGCAGUCUUCAAGUUAGACUUUGCUACACAUUAACCUACCUGAUCUAGCAUGAAGUAAAACUUAACUAAGAGUUAAGUGGUUUGCAGGCUAGUUAGCAGGGCUGGUAUUGGGCAUGUGACAUCUAAACGGUCUGUAAAUUCAAAGUGCUAGUUUAGCUGUACUGCUGGUGUCUCUUUCUCUUUUGUCUUUGUGUCAACGAAAGUCCCGCCUACGACACCAUCUGAUUGGCUGGAUGUUAACUGACAGUGUCUUUCAAAAGUCUUUCAUUUUUACUGCCAGUGCGUAUUAGUUAAACUCAAAAAUAUAUCACAGUGCCAAAUGUUGCAAUAGCUCAGUAUGUGAGUGUGCAGUGAUUUCUCAUACUUGUAUUUAGCUGAGUGUUUUGCUAAAUUACAGCCUCAGAAUGUGAGUGUUUGGUGUGUGUGUGUGUGUGUGUGUGUGUGUGUGUGUGUGUUCAUCCUCGUGUGUGUGAGUGUGUGCAUCUGUUUGCCUGUGUAGAAUGAGCGCUUUGUGAGUGUGAACCAUUAUCCAUAAUUCUGCUAUCCAAGCCCGGGCAGCCGCUUUCAGCUGUGCCCUGUUUCACUCCAUCAUAUGAUAACCAUCAACAUUCAGUUCCCCCUCUGUGUCUCGCUUGCUCUCUCACCUCACUCCACCGCAGCACCUACACUUCCCCUCCCUGUUCGUCUCUGUCACUGUCUGCUCCCAUGUGACCUCUCUUAACCUCACCUUCCUAAAAAUAACUCUCUGCUUAUGGUGCACAAUGAACAGCAAGUAGGAAUGACAAAAACAGCUCUUACUUUUUUUUCCUUUUUUUUUUUAAACAGAGGCUCUAACACUAGAGGCUAAUUGGCUGAUACCUGGCGUCACUUCCUGGAAGUGGGGUCACGGUGCAGAGAGUGAGCGUCAGCCCGGAAAUAGGGGUGACUGACCGCGGGCUUGUUUUCACCAGACGCUGACCAGCAGGCGGACAAAAGAAGUAGAGCAAGGGAUCAGGGCCUGUUGCAGUAAAUACCGGCACCCUCCUCUUACGCCAUAACCUCCCCCAGCUCCCUGAGGGCUGAGUGGAUUUGACAGAAACAGUGACUCAGCCAGAGAAAGGACAGACAUUGAUUUUCUGCAGAAAGGUUAAAUGAGUGGUCACUUUUUCUCUCACAGUUGUGUUUGUUUUUGUUUUGGCCAUUGGCUACCUGAGCUGGUUUAUUGUUGAUGCCUUCCUCUGCAGGCAGAAGUCAAUUUAAAACUUUGUGAUAGGAAUAUUUUCUUGCACUUUUUUCCAAUUUAACAAGCCAAUUUAAAAAUAAUGAGGUUGUUAAAAAUAUAUAGAAGUCUCUCUUUAAUUACCUCACAUUGUGUCUGUCUGUAGACUUCUCAGAGUUCUGAUUUAAUCAUAAAAAAGGUUCAAAAUGUGGGAUUGGCUGUCUCUUAACGCACCCUUGUACAGCAUCUUCUCCCCCACCCACUCAAAAAGGAGAUACUCUUGUUUCAGGGUGACUCAUGUUGCACUCUCGUGGUUUUUGUCUAUCACUAGUCUCUUUCACAUAUGCACCUCUGAAGGAAAUUUCAGGACUGUCUACCCAGAUGUUGCAAAACACACUCAAAAUUUAGCACUUUUUAGUUGCUUUUAUUCUUAAAACUCUGGAGCAUGCCAGGUUUGCACAGUCUGAUUGCAGUGUUUACAUGCCAGGGGGAAUCUAAACACUAACCAAAUUAUCUAGAACUUCAACUUAGCCAGAUUUCAGCCAACCUAACAUUUUUACAUGCAAUUUUAAAGUGCUUGUUGUCAAACUAAUACAAUAAAUUAGGGCUGCAGCUAUUAAAUAUUUUUGUAAUUAAGUAUUCUACCAAAUAUUCCAUCUAUUAAUCCAGUAAUUGGAUAAAACAUAUUUCUUUUAGUUAAAGUGCAAUUAUUGCGUAACAAUCAUGGAACAAGCGCGUGCGUUAGCGGAUGGCAGUGCUAGUAAGAAAGCUAAUUAUGAUAUAAAAUUUAAUCGUGCCCCUAAAGACAUUAGCGUCUGAGAGCUGAAUAGCUCCUAUGUUGCAAGCUAGCAUGAAGACGAGUGUACAGAGCAGCACUAACUCCGCCUACAACUCAGAGGCAAAUUGCUAAUGAGCUACUAGAGCUCUGCUGAAGAAAAGCCCCUCUCAUCAUUAAUUUUUCUAUUCCGCAAAACCAAAACUGCGCUUACUCCUCCUUCUACUGUGGUGACGUAAGCAAGUUGUGUCACCUUGAAAAUUUCUGUGCGAAACAGUGACGAUUUGAGCUAAUAACAUACCUGUCAAGUUUUGGUUUGAAAAAUAAGGGGAAUUUUCUGACACCCCACCCCCUGGAUCAGUGCCGCAAGCUGAUGAUAACUCGCUACCAGUUUGUGGGUACUUCAUGUGCGCUAGUGACAGAGUUUAGUUUGGAGAGGCAGAAAAAUGUUAUUUUUUAUAUACAUAUUUUAUAAUAUGGCAGAUUUACGGAACAAUACUAAUACGGGAAGAAUAAAAUUCCUCGAUCAUUUCUUGUAAUCAAGGUACUUGAGGAAUCGUUUCAGCCCUAAAUAAAACAAUAGGGUGAAAAGCAAUACCUCCACUUCAGCAUGUCCACUACUCAUGAGGACAGUGAGUCAACUUUUGAGAGGAUACCUCCUAACGCUGUGCUGCUGAACUGAUGCUCAAAAACUAAGUCAGCCGCUUUACACACACAGACAAAAAGUUCCUCACAUUUUUUAGUUAACAUCAUUCAAUUGAGCAAAAAUCAACAAUAAAAAAAUGAAGCCAAACUUUUUUAAAUCUGGAAAGGACAAAUAGUCACAGAUUGUCGUUGCAGUAGAAGGUGUUGGCAUGUGUGGUUUCAACAGAACCAGCUGCAGAAGUUUUUGUCCGAGUACAUUAUGAAAGAGCCGAGUCUCCUUUCCCCUUCAACGUUCACACACACACACACAGAACAGACAACACAACCUCUUGUGAUGCAUUCCUUUGUGACGUCAAACUCGCUGCUGCCUCUGGGCUACAAGGCACAGUACAGGAUGUUAGAGAGAGAGAGAGAAAAAGAGACAAAGAAGAGAAAGAAUCCUUCAUAAGAUAAAUUUCAUAUUUGUGACGUUGACGAAAAGGAGGAACUUCGGAGAAUUUCAAAUGGAAAACAGUCAAAAGAAGAGAAAAAAGGAAAAGAGCGCCCAGCCUUGAAAGUCGGAAAGUGACUCCAAAUAGAAAGAGUCCAACUUCCCUAUAAUAAGUCAAAUUCUUUACUGCUUCGACGGCCAGCCUGAACGAUGCCCGGCCUGCCAGCAGAAGGGGAAGAGGCACGGCUGCCGAACAUACCGAGGCAUGUGAUGCAGAGUCACACCGCAACAACCCACAUCCUCAGCAUUAUAUUCUAUUUUCAUAGAAACAAAGCCAUCCAACACGGCGUGUGGUUGCAUAACACCAGCGUGUUACCAAACAGUGUUUUCUUAAAGCUCAUGAGAGGUUCUGAUUUUCUCAUCCGUGUGCUCAGUCCUGUAGUGUGUCUAUUGUAAUAAACUGCUGUUUGAAGCACCUUUAUCAUUAUUGCCAUUUGAAUCAAUGUUGAAUUGAAUUAAUGUGAAUCAAACAAACAAUGAUGGAGCAUCGGAUCAUCAAAACAGUUCGUGAUUUUGUAUGGCAUUGGUUAGUCCAAACUGUCUCAAUGAUGACUCUAUUACUCCCAAGCUGCAUGCUGUAUUUGCAUCCUUUCCUUGUGUCCUUGGGGAGAAACAAGAAGUGUAUUCAGAGAUGUCCUUUCCUCAAGCGCGUCACAUGGAGGGAUGUCUGUUUGUGAUGAUUCAGCUGACCACCACUGAUCAGCUGUCAGUCAGCUUUGUGUUGCAUAUGUAUUUACCGCUAGUCUUGUGAUCCCCAUGUUUCAGAUUCAUGCUGCUUCAGGAACCCUGGGAAUUAUUAGCGUCAGAAUGUCUGGUAAAAUAGUUUAGCAUCUAUAGUGAUUUUGGUCAAAGUAAAUAAAUAAAUCUACUGCACAUUAGACCUUGAGUUUUUAAUGUGCCUUAGAUGGAUUUUAUAAAAUUUCUGAAAAAUGAAAUGCAAUGGAUUGUGAUAGAUUUCAGAAUAUGACAGAUUGGGGCUGGGCGAUAUGGCCUCAAAUCAAAAUAACGAUAUAUUGAGCAGUUCACCUUGAUAAUGAUAAAUGGAUGAUAACUACUCCACAAGCUGCUCACCCCCUCCCACUUUAACUUUGUCUACUUCAGCCACUGCUACAACUUUUGGACCUUCUUCCAUCUCCUCACCUGUCUUUUCCCCUUUGUUAUGGACUGGAUGGGGUGGAGUCACGUCUCCGACUGGACAGUGUCUUAAAGGGACAUGAGACCAUAGCCUACCUACACACAUCCAAAACCAACUUUUAUUUAUUUAUUAUUUUGACACAGAAUAUACCUAUAUGGGCAAAAUGCUGUCGGUUAUUGUCAUAAAUUUUGGUAUCUCUAAAUCUUUGGUUCAUCACCAAGCCCUAUGACAGAUACAUGUAUAACAAGAGAGCAUAUCUCCCCUGAAUGUGCUUGUAGUUCCCUAUUAGCCUUCCAGAGCAUUGCGGUCCCAGUAUGCAGGCCUGCUCAUUGCACCUUAAGUCUCUGAAAGUGGUCUUGGUGGUAGAGUUUUCAGUCAUCUAUCCAUCGAGGUUCAUGGGGACAAACCCCCUCUCUGUCUUAAAGAGCAGACUCUGUUUGCACCGUAACAAUGUGAGCAACUUACAGAUUACACCGAAGUUAGAAAGCUCUUGGAAAGCACAGAUUUCCCCUAGUUUUUCAUUCAUAGUGGUUCAUGCAAAUCAGCCCGCCUGUCUUACAAUACUGUUAUAUUUUAUGUACAGGAGUAACAGACUGCCUAACGUGGCUCUUUUACAUUAUGAUUACGUUUUAAACUGCAGUCACUUACACCUAAUUAGUGUAAGUGACUUUGUUCGUCAUUUAAUGUGCAUUACUGUAGUUCUAUUCCCCCUCCAGCCAUUUAAAAGAACAACAUUUGAAUAGCUGCGUCUGUGUGACACAUUUAAAUGAGCUGCUUUUGUUCGCUGCUUUCUGUGAUGAGGGCAAAUAAGGAUGCACGAUAUAUUUCUUUGUUGCUGUUGUUUGUUUCUGGGCUCUGAAAAUAUGAAAGGAUGAUCACUGCUUUCUUCUUUGUACAUCCUGUGAUAUUUAUUGCGCCUGCUGUCUCCAGAAACUGUGUGUCUCUCUGUUUUGGUCUUAUUUUUCUCACCCAGUUCUCACCCACAAAGUUAUCCUAAACAAACCUCAGACUGCUUUUAAUUCCAGGACUGAUAAAACAAAUAAUAGUUUGCCUUAACUAAAAUUGAAAUUGCAUAAUAUUUUAUAUGUCAGCGCCACACAUCUGAUUCAGAUAGGUAACCAAGUGCACAUUAGUUCUACGCUGUGGUGUCUGCAGGUGUGAGAUAAGACUCUGCAGAGAUGGCUAUCACUGUGCUCCAAGGGAAUUAUGUUUUUGGGACAUUGGCUCAGCAGACUUGGCAGAUUUAUGUAUGCUAGUCUGAUAAUAUUUUUCUUUACAGUUUGGAUAUUGCACACUGUGAAGACUACAGAGCCAGAAAUGCAGAUUUCUGUGGUUUUCUCUUUGAUAGAUUGAAUUGGAUUGAAUUAAAUUCUUUUGAUAAGGGCACAUAGUGGAAAACUUGAGAGUUUCUAGCUUUUACUCAUCAGCUCUUCUUGUACCUUGUUGGACCUUGACAUAUUCAGUAACGUACAAAUUGAUAGUUUGUAAGCUAUUGAACCCUCACAUUUGAUUAAAAUUGUGCAAAGAUGGCAGCAAUGUGUUUUAAAAUUUGGGGCAGGGGCAUGUUUAGCAUAACCCUAGUCUCACCUGAUUUGGGAUUUCAGCUGCUCAACGGUUCAGGGUCUCUUUUAUCAUGACUUCAGUGUCUUGAUGCACCAAAUGUCUUUAAUCGUUGACGAGCCCAGACUGCAGGCAGGCCAGUUUAUCAGCAGGACUCUUCUACUACAGAGCCAUGCUGUUGUAAUCCCUGUUGUCAGAAUGUGGUUUGUCAUUGUCUUACUGAAAUAUGAAGGUCUUCCCUUAAAAAGUCAUUGUCUGGAUAGCAGCAGAUGUUGCUCCUAAACCUGUAGAUAUUGUUCAGCAUUAAAAAUUAAUUUUGGUUCAAACACACAAUAACACUGACUUAGACCCCCCCUUGAGAGAUGAAUGUUGCUGACUGCUUGCUUCUCUAGUUAUACCAACUUUAGCAAUGACUGCACAAUAGCAAUACACAGCGGUCUGAGGAGCCAUACACAAACCUCAACCAAAAAGACACUCUAUAGCUGCAAAUAAUACUCAGAACAGCACCUAACUUCAUCAACAGUACAUAUAGGGUCCCAGUCACAGCACUAGCCACCAAACAUCUUUUUAACUUUGCCAAAUUUCUUCAGCAAAGAGACCAAACAUAAAUUACCUACUCUCUUCCAGCAGCCGCUUGUUUGUAGCGAGACCUCAGGCCAGACUACGGCAGGGUGAUGCAGCUCAAGGAAGAACAUUUAUGAUCAUUUCCUUAUUCUUUCCUUGAAGUAGUAAUCACUAAACUAAUCAUUGCAGACGCAGUAGUUCUUCUGCCUUAGGGUCUCGGUCUGAUUGCAUUUCCAUGAAGAAAUGAUCAUAAAUGUUCUUCCUUGAGCUAACCUUUCAUUUGGGUCUGCCAGAGAUUCACAGCAAAUCGAAUGCAGAAAUACUCAGAAAUGCAAUUUUGCCUUUACUUUUCUCAUGAUAUGCCCUGUAGCAUCAGAAAAAUGCCUUGUUGUAGACAACAAGAAAAACAUAAUUUUCAUCGGAGUGGAUCUUUAAGGCUGUUAUCACAAAACAAAGUGUCUAUGAACUAUUUUGAGGUGUCAUUUUCUUGUUUUUGCUUCAAAAUAAAAGUUCUUUCUUUCAUUGAGAAAAGAUUUGAAUCGUAGCAGACACAGAAGCUUCUGAAGUCCUUGUAUUUAUUUUCAAAAAUACUACUUCCUGUCUUUAAGCUCAUGUGACCCACAUGUUGAGGCAGUUUCCGGUGAUGACAGUUUCAUUCACUCUUUCUCAUGCACAUCACUUUUUGACAUGCUUUAUUUACAAGGGCAGUGAAGGUCAUGUUAGGCCAACGAUUUUGCACCUAAUCACAGACUUAUUUUUUUUCACAGGUUCAAAGAGGUGUUAGGAUUUAUGUGUGAGCAGGUCGGGUGCAAACUCUGCUGCACACUCUGUUUGGGUUGUAGUGACACAUAAGAAAGAGAAAGAAGAAGUGAGAAAUGGAAAAAAAAGUACUGAAAAGAAGUCCCUCUUGUGUUGUGAAAAGUGCAAAAACAAGUCUUUUUGUAAUGCGUUCAAACUACAGAGCAUGUUUAACCCUUUACAUGAUCUUUCCGUUCUGUCUGCAGUCCUUCUGGCUCAGCCCAUAGAGAAUGAAUGUAUGGAGGGUUUGACGUUGAAGAUCACCGACUUCGGCUUGGCAAGGGAGUGGCACAAGACCACCAAGAUGAGCACCGCUGGCACUUACGCCUGGAUGGCCCCUGAGGUCAUCAAAUCCUCCACCUUCUCUAAGGGCAGCGACGUUUGGAGGUGAGUGUUUGAGUCUUGAAGUUUCGUGACAUUAACUUAUAGUAAAGUUUACAGAAGAGGCACAGAUACAAGUAUUUUUGUUAGGGGUUCAUUGAGAGGAACAGUUCAGCGUUGCUGGAAAUUUUGGUGAGAAUCAGGUGAGAAGAUCAAAAUAAGUCUUCUCUGUGUAUGCUAAAUAUGAGGCUAAUUACAGGCUAAGCAGCAGAGCUAAUCCUGAGAAGUCUAACUAUUCCGGAAAAAGAUCAGAUGGUAUCCUGCGUUGCCUGGAAAUUACCAUGCUGAUCUGCUUGUUAGACUGGUAUUAGUUCUUUGGAAGAAUAAAAAAGUUCCUGUAAAUAAAGAGAAGUGUAGCUCUUGGUACAGGUUCUCCACAGAGCUCUCUCUCGUUCUUGGUUGAUCAGUUACUCAGCAGGGAGGCGGCGGAUGUUGGAUCUUUUGAAUCCAUGUGUUUCCUGAUGUUGUGGUGAGUUUAAGCACCCUUUAGUUAAAGGUUCACAUCUCAGGGUGUUGCUUUUGGGCCACUGCUCGCCAAAGUCUAUGUAAAUGUGCAAAGAGAAUUAACAGAAAGGACCUCCCCAUGUUUGAUCACCUGUGGACGAUGUGUCAGGUACUGCAGGUAAUCAGGAACAAGCGAUGGAAGAAGUGCAUUACAUAAAAAAAAGAGACACCAAUUUAAAGUGUUUUCUGUUAAAUGUGAGGAAAAAUUUGUAUUUUACACAGUUUGAUCCACAGGUAGAUAUAAAGGAGUGAGCCUAAAAAAUUGUAUUCAGGUGAUUUUACAUUGAAUAAAACUGUUACUAUGCAUAUUUUAUGUUCGAUUUCUGACUGUCUUAAGUUCAUGAAGUCAAUGCAGAGACGUGAUUAGAGGCUCCUACUACUCUGGUGUGAAUGACGUGAAUUUUCUCAAUUUGAGUGGAUAUUCGUGUUGGGAUAACCAAUCUGCAUGAUUGGUUAUCGCGACGUAUGAAAGGUGAUGUAUGAAAAUGGACAGUUGUUUACUGGUAUCUACAAUGGAGGACAAACUGGUUGUUGCAGUGUGGGGGCGAAUUUUAUGAUACCUUUUCUUUCUAAAACAGAAACCGGAAUAAAAUGGAGCUCACCUGGAGGCAAGUGAGUGAGGUGGUCAGAUUACCUGGUAAAUUGUAAUAAACCUUUGAAAAUGCCGCUAAAAACCACACACUGUACCUUUAAAGGUGAAGCUUUACUUAUUUAACUUUUGACUUCAACUAGAUAAUGUUUUGAUGAAAUUCAUGCAGUUUUUAUUUCCCUUAUCAAGUUUAAAAUUAAAUAUUGGUCAUCAAACUUUUAUUCUUCCAAGAGAGGUGAGAUAUCUUCAUGAUAGUGUAGAGACUCUCUGCAGCCGCACAGUGACUCCUUUCUGCAGGAUAGUGGGCUUGCUGCAGGGCUCUGUGGAGCAGACAGUAUGACAGACGUGGAGGUGAAAGUGCAGAGAAGGGAUGGUGGGAGAUGGUGAUGGAGGGAUGGAGAGGGGGGAGGGCAGAGUGAUGGAUUGCAGCGCGGCUGCUGGAGCCAUGUGAUGGCGUCUCUUCAAAGAGCUGCUCUGUGCUUUGUUGUGGGACAUGUGUACUGCACACUGUCCCAUUGUCUCCAGUAUAGACACAGAAGGAGGCCACACACCAGACCUAACCACAGCCCUUUAUCUGGGAAAAGCUCAGCGUGUCUGAGUGUGAGAGUGUGUUUGUGUGAGUGUGUGUUUGGGCACUUCUACACAGAGGGAGAGAGAGGAGUCCCUUGAGUCUAGUUUGUGGUUUUAUAAUCAUGACUUAAACAGUUGUGUGAUUUGUAGAGAGGGAUUCAUGACGGCUUUUCAGAGCAGAUUAUGAAUGAGUUCUUCAGAAGGAAGCAGGCCGAGACGUUCUUACUCUGCAGAAAGAAAACACAUGCAUAUUUUUUUGCAACUCUAACGCUGUUGAUUUGGUCUUAAAUGGUUCUUUGCAGUCACAUUCAGGGGCCGAUGUAAGACCGCUGGAGCACGCUGUUCCAGUAACCUUCUCUGCAUGUGUCCUUGAGACCAUCAAAAGGAUUCAUCUUUGGUUCCAGCACCAUUUAGCCAGAGAGUAUAGUUUUGAAUUUUUUUAGCUUUCUUAACGAGCUGAGCGUCAGCCCGCUAUCUCACACACACAUCUUCUCAGUUUCCAACUCCUGCGUGUAUCCACAACAAACCCACGCAGGCUCAUUUUCACAGCAAUCUCCGUGCAAUCUUGAAAACAGCAAAAUGGGCGAGUAGCAGGCGGGCGGGCAGCUGCGCUCUGAAAAUGAAGGGUAAUCUUUGUUCUACUAUUCUUUCUCAUCUGUCCACGGCCGCUCGUCUCCAAAGCCGCCACGCGGAGACGACAACCGCCUUAGGGCGAGUCGACGAGCAGCGUUUGUGCACAGUCACAGUGUGUGGAAGUUGUAAUUAAAGAACUAAAUAAAAAAAGGCUGCGGCCUGCGCUCUCCACUUAGCGAGCCUCCUCUGUGCGCUCAGUCAGGUCCGGGCGAGGGUUAAUUGACAGUGUGGGAGAUCCAAGUCCUGCGCCACGCUUCAUCUUCUAGGGACACAGGGCUGCUCCCAUUGUGUGGGCUCAAAAGUCCUGUGUGUGUGUCUGUGUGUGCUCGUGUACUUUGUACACGUUUUGCAUGCAUGAAUUCAUGUUGCUUUGCAAGCACGUUUCAUCCAGCAAAAAUAUUCCACUGCACUAUUGUUUCUUAGCGCUGUGCUGCAUGUGCUAUGAUAAUGACUGUGUUAGUUACAGGGAGGAAAUACUUCACAUUAAAGUUCACUUUAGUUCACCUGAGAAUUUGUCUUCAACUUCAAGUUCAGGACUAAAUUGGAGAAGCUGGUAAACACAGGGACAUAUUUAGCUACUAAAGAGUAAAAUAAAAACUAAAAAUUGGAUGUUUAAGUAAACAAAUCUCAGUAUCAGAGGGUUAUACAACAAUGUUUUAGCUCGUUUGGCUCUCAAGUGGCCAAACUGUCCCUUGAGUUUUCUAAAAGGAUUAAAAGGGCGCCAGAUUUUUUAUUUAACCUUGGCCCUGAUCUUAAAAAUAUUUGCUAAUUGUGCAGCUGAUAGAGACACACUGUUCUGAGUUUGCACAGUGAUAAGGGAGCUUUGUGAACUUGUACCAAAUGCAAAUUAAUUUCAAGUAUUGGAAGACAUGAUCCUCUUCCUCGGCUGUGGGUGAGUCUCAUGUUUGUGUGUCCCAUUUUUACAUGUGCAAAAUUUCUUGAUGCAGUUAAAAAUUUGAGGGAUCAGAUAAUCUGAAUCCACUGUUUCUAUGGGUGCAACAUCUAUUCAGAUGAGAAGCAUUUGGACAUGCGCAGAGUUGUCUGAUUCCACUAAAACAUUCGCAGAAGAAGAGUUGUAUUGACGCCUGUGCUGUCAACAAACCAACAAAUGCGCUAGUGGCUCACUCUAUUCAAUUCAGGAUAUUUCCUUCCGUUACAUGUCCUCACUUGAUGGCACACUUGUGUACCUAUUUUACUGUUCUGUAAAGGUUGCACUAUGUGUGCAGAUGUGACAUCAUUACACUGUAUGUACCUCUUGUUAUGUUAUCGGAGGAGCAGACACGGCACCUGUGGUUGAGUGUUAAUAAUGAAACCUCCUGUUCUUGCCUCAAAAAACAAGCCAAAGUCUAAAGAGUAAAGAUCGAGUCAAGUUAGAGAAUCAUGAUCGGAAUAAGUGUUUACAUGGAUGCGUUUCGGAAAAACGAUCAACAUAAACCACCCCUCUUGAUCGGAAUACAUUGCUUAGAUUGAGAAAAAUUGGUUUAGAAUCUUUCCAUCGACAUGUUUACGUGACACAUUUUUAUUCUGAUCGGGCCUUCAUUACGAUAAUUUGUGCCCAUGUGAACGCAGUCAUUUUGCCUUUUAAGUGGGGUGUUGAAGCUGGAAAAGACAUUACUGCGCUUCAAAGUCAGAAAAAAUACCCUGUUGUUGUUUAUAUUGUCAGCUUUUAAUGGUAGUUACAAAGAUAAUAAAACUUAUUACAAUAUUAUCAGUGUGAUUAGUUAGAUUGUACAUGACUAAUAGAUAUCAGUUCAAGUGCAGCUAUUCUUCAGUUGAUUUGUUGGGGUAUUUGAAGUCGCUCUGAGUUUCUGAGUCAGAACCAACUUUAGGGGGCGUUUAGAAACAACAAGUGACAUAAGGUUUGCUGACGAAGCAAAUCCUGGCAGAUCAGCCAAACUUCACACCUACUGCAAGAUUCUCACUAAAGUACAAUCCUGAAAGCUCAAGAAUCAAAGUUUGCUUCCCUUAAUGAAUUCACGUCUCAGAAACUUGGAGACUAACUGGUUCUGCUGCACUCAUCUGUUCGAACAUGUAGAAGAAGCAGCCCUGGUUUAUGUCAGACCAUUCGCCCCAUCGCUCUCUUUCUUUUUUCUGACUCGAUCUCUGAAUAAAUUCAUAAAAAGCCCUCCUGAGGAUCAGACCUGGACCCCUCUCUGCUGGGUGUGCGGAGAGAUUAAAAGAAAAGAAAGCACUGAUUUAAGAGCAGCAGAAUUCUGACUUUAAGAUCAUCCUGACACUGUGCUUUUUGAUGAAUGAUGCUGUAAUCUCCCAGUUUCUUUUCAUCUCUCUAACAUUAUUCUUUUCCUCCGCCCAGCUACGGCGUUCUGCUGUGGGAGCUGCUCACCGGAGAGGCGCCCUAUAAAGGAAUUGAUGGACUUGCUGUCGCCUACGGAGUCGCCGUCAAUAAGCUCACCCUGCCCAUCCCCUCCACGUGCCCCCAACCCUUCGCUCAACUCAUGGCAGGUGCGUGUGGAAAUGUAAUCCAAUGCAAUCCUUGCCGUGUUCAGGCGGGGUUUCUCCGCUUGGCGCUGUGAGAGUGCUCUUGCGUGACAUCAAAUCUGUGUCAACAACACUCUCUCUUUCCAUUUCCCCAAAGCGGGGUGGAAAUUGAGAAAACAAAUUCCUGUAUGUCGUUAAUAACGUGGCUGUGGAGAGGAAGUGUUUUUGUGUCAGAGUGGCUUUGUGCAACUUGUUUGUACUCAUUUUUCUCUGUUUAGUUUCAAGCUAAAAAGAAGGGUCACCUGAGUUUAUGCCAGCCUGUUAUCCACUGACUCUUGACAAGCAUUAGCUAGAAGCGCAGACAGUUUACACUCUCUCUGCUUAACCUCUCGCCUCUUCCAGGCCUGUUUGAAAAACAGAGAUCAGUGCACCAAACCUCUGAUAGCCACCUCAGAGGAUUCAUUAAUUAUCGGAUUGUUUUUUGAUCUUCUUGUAGGGCCCAAAGCAUCGCAGCAAAUUAUGCAAACCACCCCACAGCAAGUUAAUUAAGCAUAACAGUUAGAAUAAGUGAUCAGCUUGACUCCAAAUUGUGCUCACACAGUGCCUGAAGUAUGUGUAAAUAAGAAUUAGAGGGAAUAAGAAUUGAUGUUUAAUGUGGAGUGUAAAGAGCGCAGGAACAGUCACUUUCUAAAAGUGAUCAGCUUUUAAAAACCUUAUAAACUGUUGAAAAACCUCCUCUGAUGGGGAAUGAGACAGUGGGUUACAUCUCUCAGGCUUCUUGAUCCAAUAAAUGUCAUAUUAGUACAUAUUAGCACACAUUCUUGCAGGAUUGACCUGCUUUAUUUGACUGUUUGCAUUCAACAGAGUGCUGGGACCAGGAUCCACACCGCAGACCCAGUUUCAGCUCCAUCCUGUUCCAGCUGACAGCCCUGGAGGAGCAGGUGAAGGAGGAGAUGCCGCAGGACUCCUUCCACUCCCUGCAAGAGGACUGGAAGCUGGAGAUCCAGGACAUGUUCAACGAACUGCGGGCUAAAGAGAAGGUAAGAGGCAGCAGAGUCUCUUUUAUGAAACCAUCCAAAUAUCUACUGAGGGUUAAUUUCUUUUAAGGACUUCUGUAGUUUAGUAUACUUGAGAAAGUCAUCAUAUUCUGAAGAGUUUUGACUUGAUUUCGACUCAAACACAGACUCAAGUGUUGCAAACAGUCAGUCUGCCACUUUGUUAGCUUUGAUAAACGUGAAAAAAUGACCUUAUUUUUGUCAAAAACUGUUAGAUUUGACUCUUGUCUGUGAUUGGUUGCAAUUACACAGAUAUGUUACUUCAUUUUAUAUCCAAAUUACUGCAAGAAAUCUCAGACACAUUUGAGAAGAGCUUCAUCUCCACGGGGACAUCUGUAGAUAUUUAUAACAAUUCUCCAGUCAUUUUUGCAAGUUUGAUUUGACUUUUGUAGUAGAGGAUGGAGCAGAAGGAGGGGAUAGUGUAGUUCUCUUUAUCAUGCUUUGUGUAUCACUCAUUAAAGGUGGGGUAGGCAGGAUCUGAGGAAGUGCCAGUUUUUGGGAGAAAUCUUGUAUGUAAACGCUACCCCUCCUAACCAGUUUCCCCUCAGCUCCUCCUCUCCCCUCCCUCUCUGCUCCAACAAGCCCCGCCCACAAACAGACGCUCCUGCUUGCGUGAGUAUCGUUUCAAUUAAAUUCAGAUAUAAUGCAGAUAAGUACUUCAGACAAUUGAAAGUAAAAAGCAUUGGUGCUACAGUAGAUGCCAACAGACUACCAGCAAACACAAUGUUUGCAGGACUUCUACAACUAGGAUAAAGUGACAUAGUCCAGGACCCGAGGUAAAAAGUUUAGCGGCGCAACAAAGAUCCUGAAGCGUCCUCCAUCAUUUAUGCUUCAUUGAUGUUGACCUGGCUUUUUAGCUCUUGUCCGGUCUACCUCCGUUUUAAGUGCCCGUUAUUCCGCCAGAGUCUCCGGUAUUUACUUUGUUUUAUUUGCUUGUGUUCUGGUUGGUUUUCUACAGUCCGAUAAUGUGGCACGCUAUCUUUGUUUGGGCUCGCGAAUGUUAUUGGAGGACGUGGAGCGUGCCUCACAACCAAUCAGGUUGUGGGAGGCGGAGAAUGGCUUUGUUUACAGUCAGAAAGAGCGGCCCUCUCAAAAAUUUUAAGAGAACACAGCGAUAUUGUUAUAUCACCAAAUGUCAUCAAUAACUAAUAGCUAUUGACUGAUAUUAAAAAAAAAUUGUAUAUACACCACAAAAAAAGAUGCUUCUUUGACGGAUUACUACCUACCCCACCUUGAAGGGGCUAAGUCUGUCCUGUACUCCUCAAUCAGUCCACCACCGUCUUAUUCACACACGAUCUAUGUCUCCACAUGCUGUUAUUAACAUGACUGUGAGAGUGGCUCACUGUUAAUUCAUCAUAAUGGAUACAGAUACAGAUGUUUUAUUGCAUGCAGGAUCUUUUCAACUGUAAUCAGAGACUCAAGUUUUAAGUCCAGAUGUUAUUUUACCUUAUAGAUAGAAGAACUGUAGAUGAACUGAAGCACGAACAAAACCUGGAUAGAAUUGUGUAUUAUGCUGUAAGUGGGCCAGCACCCCUACUCUAGGUAUGCCAGUACAUGUUGGCACACCAGGACUUUUUGCUAGCAGCCAGCCAGAACCAUUUCCUCCAUAAAAACACCUGAAGCACAUUACCUGUGCUGCACUUUGUCAUGCCUGUGUCCUUUUGUGGGCGUUAAACAAUGCUUACUCAUCUGUUUUCUCUGCAGAUUAUUGCGAACUCUGCAGGUUCCUCCUUUGCACUGAAUAAUACACUUCUGUGUAUUGUUUUUAAAGCUUAGUGGGAAACUGUGCAGGAGCAUGUUGAUGCAGAAAUGGAGAGAUUUGUUUUUUACUUGAGUUUUUACUAGAUUGCUUUUUAGUCUCAUAAUAACUUUUGUAAUUUUGCACAUAACUGUAAUGAUUUAUAAAUUUUGGCGUCAUAGAACAUGUACUAACUAGGAAGUAAAGGAAGUUUUUGUACUUACUUAUCUCCGCUUACAGCUCUGUCUGUAUCUUGAGUUUUGUUGAGUACUGUUAAAUGUAUAAUUGGCGGAAUAAACUUUUAAGAGUUCUUACAGUAUUGUUGAACAUGCAAACCAAACAGUCUGACUCACAUUAUAAGCGGUUAACAAGUCUGUGGGGGUUGUCUUGCUGUAAAUGCCAAUAAAAAAGCAUCUGUUUAACCGCCCUCUUUUGCACAAACUGAGAAGGCCAGGAGGAGAUAAGUCAGUCAACUUCUCACAUCUCCAUCUGCGCCUCAUUCUCCCUCUCCUCUCUCUUCCUUCCUCCUCCUCCAGGAGCUGAGAUGUCGUGAGGAGGAGCUGAAGCGAGCGGCCUUAGAGCAGAAGUCCCAUGAAGAGUUCCUGCGGCAGCGCGAGCAGCAGCUGGCUCAGUGGGAGCAGGAUGUGUUUGAGCGUGAGCUCAGCCUCCUCAUCCAGCACCUGAACCAGAAUCAGGAGAAACCAAACGUCAAGAAGAGGAAGGGGACGUUCAAGAAGCACAAGCUCAAGAGCAAGAACGGGGAGAAGAUCAGCAUGCCUCAAGGUGGGUUUUUGGGUGGGUGGUGAUAAUCGUGGGGAACAGGGAGUACAACAGCAUCUUUGACAACCUAAAAACAAUAUUAGCAUUGAACAUAACAUGAAAUCUAAGCAAAAUGCACAACAACGCAACACAAAAAGUGACAUGUAACUAGUUUGUAUGAUUUCAAAGAUGUAGUUUACUGUGAAUGCAAGCUGCUCUCUAACAUUAGCCAACAGAUAAUGAACAAUACAGCAAUACAACUUCAAGUUUGGGAGGCAUGAUGUGCCUCUAGUUUUUUUUAAAGUAAAUACGUACUGAUGGAAAAUCAGCUGCAGUUCUUUCAUUAAGAUAUUAUUAGCCUUUGCAAUUAACAUUUCAUAAAGUCUGCAAGAAUUACAAUGAAUGAGAAAAGGAAAUGUAUCAAAAAAGCAAUUCCCUCCCGGCCAGUACGUUCUGUGAGUUCUGCAUGUUAAAUGGAGGUCUGAGCCUGAUGUGAGAAAGCUGGCUGUAGCAGCCCUUUGCAUUACUUGAAACAGAGUCCAGUUCUGAUUCUGCAGAUUAAUCAAUGUAUCUUAAAUCAAAUACCUUAAAAUUAAAGGACAUUGAAAAUAAGCUUUGCAUAUAAGACACAGUGCUUUAUCAAUCAAUCAUCAAUCAAUCAAAACUUUAUUUAUAGAGCACUUUUUCUGUAUACAAUACAAAGUGCUUUACACAUAGAGAAAGAAAAAAGAAACAUAGAACAACAUUUCAGAUAAAGCCCCUCCGUUGUGCCCCCCAUACUAUAUGCUCACGCACAUACAAACACACACAUGCUCAUACACACGCACCUGCACGCUGUCACUACUGACAAAAGGGAGACAUGGCAUGACCCUGAGGAUUGAGGAAGCGCCAUUUUUGGGGCCAUCCACACUUGGAGGAGUCGCAGGCUGUGCAACCAGGGGCAUCAGCGUCCAGGCUCCCAGGCUCCAAGCCGAAUGGACCCAGGGACAGCGCCCCCAGCAGCAGCCCAGACACAGCUCCCAGUGUGGAGGACCCCCCUGAGGAAACACAGGAGUUGAAACAACACACGCUUGAAAACAACACAUAUGCGUGUUUACUCAGCAUAUCAUCUUCUCUUAAAACACACAUGCUGCAGAAUCAUUGUAAGACGUGUGCAGCCAACAAGAACACAUUAGACAUGCUCACAGUGAAACAAAAACAUCCCAUAACAUCAGCAAAAACAGUAAUCAGCAACCCUUACAGCCUCAAAGCUUAGUUAUAAAUGUACAAAGUCACGUAGUACCUUUACAAAGAGUGCAAACUUAGUGCUAAACAUUAAAAAAAAACCUGCAUUGAUGCGAAAUUGAAGGGAAACAAUAAAUUUACAGAUCACUGAAGUGAGCAAAAUGUCAUGUAAGUCUGCAUAAUGCCACCUUUUGGUGGUGUGUAAGCUUCCUGUUCAGCGACACUGUGAAUUUGUUCUAGUUUUGCAGCAUGUAGCAUCACCCCAGAACAUGUACAAGAAUGAAUGAGCUUGUAUUAGCUCCUCAGAAUAACUGAUGCAGGCCUGCAAACAUAAUCAUGAGGCUAAGGGUUAACCAGCUUUACUGUAUUAUCUUGAGUUUGUAGUGAAAGGAAAAUAACUUCAGCCAGAACAACAGUGAAGAAAACACAAGACAGCAAAGAAGAGGAAGUGUGUGCAAGAGUUUUGUGGUGUAACAGUGUUAAUAUUGUUGCUCGGCUGCAAAGGUUCCUGUCAGGGCUGGACUUAAGUGUGUUUGAAGUUGGGAAAAGAGGCUGCAGUAUUCAUGCAAUAAAUUUGAGAAAAGGUGUAAAGUGACAAAGUUGUAAUAGUUUCAUGUCAGAGAAGUCCUUGUUAACAGUGUUAGAUGUGGAUCCCAGGUACUCAGUAAGUCCCCGCUCCUGUUUUUUUCCACUAACACUCAGCUGUACACAUUCACAUUCCCUCUGCUGUCACAAAGUCGCUGCAGUUCACAUCCAGUGUCUCUCACAGCGUGUCUGACUGUAUUUUGGACUGAGCAGGCAUGCGUAAAUGCAGUCUGUGUGUGUGUCUGUGAGUGUGUUUUGUGUGUGUUGUGUGUAUGCGGUGUGGUUAGGCCUUUCCCAGCAGCAGCAGGGCGGUGUUGUGGUGGUGGAGGGGGGGUUGAUGAGAGGGGAGAGUGAGCCAACCACGCCUCGACGCUUCCUGUCCAUGGACACACUGCUGGCUGGCCUCUCUCACUUUCUCGCUCUCACUCUUUUCUUUUUAGGCAUCCCUCCUUCACCCUCCUGCCCCCUGUUUUUAUUUUCUCAUAACCGUAUCUCCCUGACUCCCUUUUCUUCUUUUCUUCCCUACAUAAAUAUUAUCUUUUUUUUUUUUUGCUUCACCCCAAGUUGCUCUUUCACUUUGUAGUCUGCAGAGCUGCAUAUAUAUUAGCCUUAAUCCUGCAUAUUGUAAAAGCAGGAACAGAGAACAUGCAGAGGGUGCGCUUAUUUGGGAUUUGGAAGUCUUAUUUGUCACAUACACAAGCAGUACGUGUGGAGAAAUGUAGAGCAGCGUACUCUUAAGGCUGAGCUUAAGGAGGAACAUAAAAUAUAAGGAUAAAUAUGCAAAUAGGUAGUGUUAAAGUGCAUUCAUAAUUAAAGGAGGUUAUGUAGUUGCAUUUUAAACUUUGCUCUGCUGUAGUUGUGUGAAGGGUAAAUAUGUAGAAAAGUUUGGCAUAGUGUUGCGCAGUACCAUUGGCUUGGCUGUUGAAGAUAUAAAAUCUGUAUUUUUUUAGGUCAAAUGUCCCCGUCUGGACACCUUUGUACACUGAAAAAAGGGACUUUUUGGUGCAGUAAAGUCUAUUAGAGUAACUGGCAUAAUUUCUACCUUGUAUUUUUAAGAUUCAUAAAGCACUAGAGUUUCUUGAGUUAAAUUAAACAUUUUUUUAAUGUAAUACAUAAAUUAUGGGUGAAGAGUAAGUUUCACUCAGGUUUCCUUAUACUAUUUAAAUGUUUAGUAACAUUUUACUUGACACCUAUCUCUAUAAUGCAUUAUAAAUAUAUGUAUAAUGCAUUAUGAUCACGUUAUAGCACCAUAUAACUAUAGUUAUAAGCACUCAAAAAUGAUCAUAAUGCUUUAUCACAAUAAUCAUGAACAUUAUAAGGCUUUUUAUCAUGACUUACAAGGUCAGGUAUUAUCAUGUGUUAUAGCAGCUAACAACUCACUGACAAUGCCCACAUAAAUAAUGCAUUAUACAUACAUUUAUGAUGUGUUAUAAACUUGUAUAACUAUCAUUAUGAACUCUAAUUAAUUAUCAUAAGGCUUUAUAACAAUAAGCAUAACACAUUAUAAUACCUGACCUUGUAAGUUAUGAUAAAAUGCUUCACGUUCUUAUAGUUGUAUGUAAAUAAACCUACGAAUUCCAAAUAAACUUUACACUGGAAGAGUAGCGUUUUGAAAAGCAUGCACGAUGCAUGCCCACUGUAGCCUACAACAGGACUGACUCUGCUCAGAGUCCAGAUGUUACAGGAUCAUUCGCUUAGGAGGUAAAGCUGUCACCGAAUGACUGGAAGGUUGGCAGUUUGAUUCCCCCCUAGUCUGUUUGUUGUGUCCUUGGGCAAGACACUUAACCCACCUUGCUGCCAGAGUGUCUCUUUCACUGGUGUAUGAUUGUGAGUGUCGUGCGGUGGUGGUGGUCGGAGAGGCUGUGGGAGCAAAUUGGCAGCCAUGUUUCCAUCAGUCUGCCUAAGGUCAGCUGUGACUGCUAAGGUAGUUUAAAAUGUCAAGCACAAGAAAAUACUGAAUAUCUACUUAAUUACUUCAUAACAGCAAAUACUACAGAGAUAUUAAAUUUUACUUAAAUCAUUUGCGUGUAAUUACUUACAAUAUAUUUUUUUAAAGUAAAUCUUAGGAGUUAUUUCUUUAAGUGUAAUUUUAGGCCCAAAAUAAGAGACAAAAAUGUAAUGCAUGAGUGAAUCAAAUAAAUAUCUACCUGAUAACCCCUCAGGUAAGUACAGUCUGCAGCAAAUGAGGCUUCUCUGUUAAAACAGGGCUGACAGUUAUGAUCAUGGAGACUUCUUUGACUCUUAUGUUAGGGUUUGUUUCUGCCCUGCUCUCCUUAUCUGCUCCAGAUUUCUGCAGGAGUCCACAUUUCUCAACGCAACCAAACAACAUGCAUCUUAAUGCAUCUCAGUGCAUGGUAUCACAUCCUCUUUCUCCGCUAUAUGCACACACUGCCAACUCACUUAUAAUUAGCCUCAAGAAAAAUCGGAUCUUCUUCUUUCUUCUGAAUGUGGUGCCAUAAGUUUUGCUUUGUCACAUCAGCAUUACUAACGCGGACGGAAACCCCCCUGAGACUAACAACUUUGCUGUAACCUACAAGUUUUUUUCUUUGACGACAUAUGCACACCAGUCAUCCAAGCAGAUGUGUGUGUCUGUGUAGUGUCAGCUCCCGCUGCGUGUGAGACAAAUCAGUGAGCAGGGAGUCAGUGUUCAGUGGAGUUUGUGUAAAGUAACUUAGUGUACAGUCACAGAGUACAGCAGGCUGGGGAAUAACAUCAUUAACAUUAAGCUACUGAUACAUCUGCUCACAAAAGUUGGCAAACAUUUCCAAAGUUAUGAGACUUGAACAAAGAAGACUGUCCGAGUGAUAUCUUGUGGACUGUAAUGCAACAGAAAAACAAGACAGAUUGUAUGUGGAGUAUUCAGAUGCAUCUCUUUGGUCGUACAGGGUUUGGAUGGCUGUGUAAGCGCCCUAAAAACAUAAAUAAGGAGACAUGUCACCACCAAUAUAUUCAGCUUCACACCUGACUGAGAAAUUAGUUUUGAAACACAAACCUUUUAAUCCUGAUUAGACAAAGUAAGAAUAGAAGAACCACUGUCUUCACGUUGUUUGUUUUCAUGCUGAGAGGUGCAUGCAUAUUGCAUUGAUUUCCCAUUACAAUAGAAUCCAGUGCAUGACAUUAAGGAGUAAUAAGGAGGCUAAAUAAAGCAGCAGAACUUUUCUAAAAACUCCUGGUAACUUUUAAGUUAAUGAGAAGGAGGUCAUUUAAGGAAACUUUGAAACUUAAGUGAGCGCUCUGGCUGGUGUCUUAACAUCCAGGUGGUCUAACAUCUGCUGUAUAUGUUUGUGUUGCAGAUUUCAUCCAUAAGAUAACCGUGCAGGCGUCUCCAGGCUUGGAAAAGAGGCGCAACUCUCCUGAUUUGGGUUCAGGCUCCUCGCCCUCCUUCGGCCCACGUUUUCGUGCAAUCCAACGUGAGUGCAGGUUUUGUUUUUUUUCCUCGAGUUAACACGCACACACACAAAUGCUCAGGUAAAGAGGUAAACAGGUGCGUUCACAGUGUGUUUGUGUGAGCUUAGAGGGGCAUGUAGAAAACUGAAUAAUGCGGGAUCUCUUUUUCUGCAUGCACUCUCAGACUGUGUUGCAACAUUACUUCUUUCAUUUUCCAAAAUUCUCCCCUUUCAUGUGCUCCCAACCACCCACUCGUCUUUUUUGUCUUCCACCGUUUCCCCAUGGGCCCCCUCUCUCUCGCACUCUCUCUCUCUCCCUCCCUGCCUCUCUGCUUUCUCUCUCACACACACCCUUUUCCCUUUUACACAGUCUGCUCCAGUCCAAAUAUUAUCUGACUUCCUCUCAGCAGCUCAGCACUCCUCAGCAGCAUUUUUCCACUGCUCUUCGCCUGGAGUGUCCUUCUCGCUGCAGCAGGGGGCACCAUUGAGCUGCAUUUUCUAGGCAGAAAUACUCUCCAGUUUUAUAUGCAUGUAGCGGCUACAGUGCGGUUUGGUGAAUUAAAAAUAAGCAGGGAGGAAUUCAUUGCUCCAGGAGAAAGGUUUGAGAAGGGUUGCAGCAGCGGCAGAGAUUUACAAUACUCUCCUGCUUGUCAGGCUUUUAGACAAACGCCCUGAGAUUGUUUCCCUUUGGAGGGAAAUUGCUGCCUGUAGGUCAUGGAGUAGCUUAAUAAAACCCAAGAGGAAAUUUGUGGUGCAGCAGGAGGCCAUGAAAGGGAUUUUUAAAACAAUUACCAAUGGGUGUUGACAUGAAAGCGCAAAUUGCGGUGAAACAUUUAUCUGUUAAAGCGGUUAGUAAAUCUAAAACAUCUGCCAGCUUCAUUUACUCAUCAAACAGAGGGCUGCUUUUCCUUCACUUCCUAAUGACUUUCCUUAAUGGCAAUCACUAAGCCAUGAGGGUGUCUGCCAUUAAAAUCUGUUUAGUGGAUAUUUAUGCUUGCCCUCUCAGUACAAGCAGUGAUUUAUUGCUGGGCCCCCCAAACUUAUUUGUCUACCAGACAACUGCUGCAUUGAUGUGGAUCACUCCACAGAGUCUUUAGAAAGAGCAGUGUGCUGCAGAGUGGUCAUAUAUCAGGGAUUUAGUAUUUCAGUGUGCCAAAAUCUACCAAACUAGAUAACAAGAAACUUAGAUCAAUGAAUGCCCAAAGGACUUUUUACACUGGGAGUGUACAGUGAUAUUUUGUGAACUUAAAGCUCCUGUGAGGAGGUUUUUGAUGUCAGUAAAAUGGACUAAAAUUCUUGUUGUUGCCUUAACAUGAUCCACAAAAGCAUGCAAGACCACUUGUGUCACUCGUGACCAUUUUUAAGCUGUAGUUUUUAAUGCCCGAAUCUGGCAUGAGGGGGGCAGAUGAUAAUUGAGCAGCUGAGGAAAGAUUCAUGUUUUUAUAUUUUUACAUACAUUUUAAUGAUAAAUGACUUAUUUGAUUGUAAAAUGUCAGCAGGUUGAUAUUUGUUGUCAUAAGAUACUAUUGAAAUAUAUGAAUGACAAGCCGAGCAGUGUCUGCUUUGUCCACAGGAAGCACCAAAACUUAGUUUCUCACAGUAAUAAAUGUCAUUACCUCACAUAUUAUCAUCUGUUUCUGACUAUAUUUAAGUUUGGGAUUUAUCAUCAGCCCUGUGACUGAAACUUUUUUGGAGGGGUCAGCUCCUCAUUGAACUAUUGUCAUGCUUUUAUUUUGAUAUUUUUUCUAUCUUGGGUUUAGGUUCCUUUAUAGCCUUCAUUAUGCUUUUAUUUUGAAGGGUACUACUGCCAGUGGAUUAUACAUUAUAGAACUAAAUGAGAAAACGAUAAUAGUAUAAAUGUUCCGUUGAUAACUAACCUGACAGUGAUUUUGGAUUCAUAAAAAAUCUUGAACAGUGUGUUAUUAUUUAUCUGAGGGCUGUUACAGCUAGCUCCAUAGCAGUCUUUUUCUAUCAGCAGCUUUAUGACGUGUGGCAGCCAGUGUGCCAUUUGCUUAUUUUAAGCAUGAUAGAAAUAUUAAUUUUUUUUCAAAGGAUGAUUGACGUCAGUACCAGUGUACUGCAACAGACCUGGGUAGAACAUUGUGUUAAAAUGUUUAUAAACUACAAUUUAAUGGUCUGCAAACAUUACAAGCCAAUUUUUUUUUAAUUGAAAAUUAUGCAAAAGAACAUGUUAAAUGUUACAACUAAAAGGUGUUACUCUUUUACAGAAACUAUAUGCUUGUAGCUCAUUUCCAAAAAGUUGAAACAGAUGCAUCUUUCCUGUUAUGUUGCAUCACUAUGGAGCAGAUUCUGUCUGCAGAGGCUACAGGAGAAACUCGAGAAUGAGCUGCAGAGCAUUAAAAAAACAUGCUUCCAAAGAUCGCUUCAGCUGUGUGCUUAUCUGGUGUCUUGUGAUCCCCGAGGGCUGUGCAUGAAACUUGAACGACAACAAUCAAUUUAUCACAAUCUGAUAGUUAUUAGUAAAUUAUACUGGCCGUGAGACUGAAAGUUUUAAUUAGCCUACUUGAGAGGUAAUUUUGCACAUAAAAUUGAUUGUGACUCAGUGCACAGUGAUGACAGUAAUAUAGCCAGUUACUGAAAAGAGAAACUCUAUGUGCUGUGGUUGUAUCCUGUCUCAGCACUCCGUGGAUAAUGUUACCCUCCUUAUUCUCUAUCUGGGGACAACAUUUGUCAUUUUCAUGGUGCCUCUCUUCUCCUUCUGGAUGUCAUUCUGUCUAGACUACCUGAAGCUUGGAUGUCUGUGCAUGCACAUACUUGCGUGAUGAAGCGAAUACUCGCUGUUUUGGCCUUGCAUGCAGCACAGCGAGGACUGGCUGUGCCGGCUGGUUAGUCCUCCGCUUUGAUCCAGACUGAAAAAUCUCACCAAUUUUUCUGUGAUUUAGGAUGAAAUUUGGUACAGAUAACCACGGUCCCUUAGAGGAGGAAUAAUUUAAAGUUAAGGUGAUCCUCUGAACUUUUUCACACUGUGACCAUCAGUUUAAAUUCCUCAUGUAUCCAGUUAAAUAUUUCAACUUUUACCUGGAGGAUUGGAGUAAAAUUGGGCACAGAUAUUUAUGUAGCCCCUCAGGAUGAACUUUAAUAACUCUGUGUUAUAUUUUUAAUGUAGGGUCAUCUUCAAGUCACUGUUCUGAUUUAUGGCUUAAAACCUGCAACACUACUCAUUUCUUAAUCAGCCUCAGCCGUACUGGGUAGGGGUGUCCCGAUACGAUAUUGAUAUAGAAUAUUGGUGUGAUAUCAGCAAAAAAAGGAAUAUCAGAUUAUGUCUGCCGGCAUCUAAAAUCUCUGAUAUUAGCACUCCGAUACAAGAAGUCCAUUCCAGACACCACUCCAGCACCUCUAUCUAGCAGCACCCUGAUCCAGCAAGCUGAGCCCACAAAAUCACAACAACAGUUUGUACUAAGGUACUAACAAAGUAGCAAGGAGUAAGAGUGAUGUUGGCCUAGUUGCAGUAUAUUUGUUUAAGUCAAUAUUGAAGAAUACAUCAGUAUCAUAUCGGAAGUCAAAAAGUUGUAUCAGGACACCCCUAGUGCUGGGUGUGAGGUACAAUCAAACGAAUGCUGUUCAACAUAUAUGAAAAACCUAUGGUGUAAAAAUCUUAACAGUACUUUAUAGAGAUCAGCUUCAAAAUGCUUUGAAGCAGCUGUUGUUUCCUGGAUUGCAGGACAGGAUUAGGAUGAGAUUAAAGUUUUCCCACAGUUUCUCUUAUUGCAGAGUGAUUUGAUCAGACAAGCGUAUUCAGGCUGUCCUUGGCAUCACUUUUGUUAUCUGGUUUUGACCAAUCAGAAUCAAGUAUUUGGGUAUUUAAUUGGGGUAAUAUAACUUCACUAGAAGUGGGAAUGAAAUGCCAUUUCCAGAUCAAAACUGGUUUCCAGUAGUUUAAGCCAUCAGCGCCAUUUUCUUUUAAGCAUAAUGGUUCUUUAAUCGAUGCCUUCCUCUUAGUUCUGCACGCCCUGUGACUUAAUGAUGUGAGAUAACGCAAGAGACUGUUAGCGUGAAUGACAAUUAAGCAAGUGAACAUAGUGGGAAGAAGACAGGAGCGAUCCAAAACACUGUCAUAUACAAGACCAGCUUUGAAAAGUAGAAUAUACAGUAACCAACUUGAUGUAAAAUCCACUCGCUUCGUGAGACCGGCAGUUUUUCUUCAUCAGUCAGCAACAGCAGUGUGUUUUCAGGGUCUGUCUGGAUCCAAACCAACUAAAAAGGAAGUAAUCUGUGAUGAUUUAUGCUUUAAAGAAGUGAUAUUUCUUUUGUUAGCUGACUCUGCAAAUGGAAAGCUGCCAUAUUUGUCAUAGUUUAUCAACCAAUUACAAGCUUUAUCUAUGAUCAGCUGACCUUUAAAGAAGCCAGGCUCCCUUGUUUUAGCAGAGUAAAGUAAAUACAACUAAUCAUAAACUAUAUAUCAUAAGCACUAAACCUGUACAGGCUGAUUUUCUCCACACUGAAAAUCUAUAGAAGAUAUUAGAUGGAUAAGCAGAACCGAUCAUGGCAUUGGUAUCAAUAGAAUCCUGUAUUUUUUCUUCCCCACUCUUCAAUGACACAGGAAAUACUAUGUUGCCAAAUCUAGAUCUAGUGCAGCAAUAUAUGCAGUAAUAAUAGAUGUCACCACCAUGAAGAUAUACUCUUAAAACAUCCUUGAUUUAUUGUGACAAAGAAGACAUGGCUUUCAUUAUACUGGAGAAUUUACAGAUCAUGAUGCAAUAGCAGCGCUGACACCAUCACCUGACUUUUGCGCUUUCUCUGAAAACACCGUGUGGGUGAUCUGAGUCAGAAAUCUUUCGUGCAGAAGAAAGAAAACAUCACAUCUAUUCAGAAACGUGUUAAACUUCACACGUCCCCCAAGCUGAAAUGAAAUGACAUGAACAGAAGAAUUACGAAGGAGAAGCUGAAACAGAAGUUUACUCGGUGUUAUUUGCAGUGUGUUAAAUCUGUGUCCCUUUGGACCAACAUGUCAGGUGUCGUGUUAUGGCAGAAAACCUCAGCAGGGUUGGAAUUGUGUGAAUGAAAACUUUAACAGCGUUUACUCACGCUUUGUUAGCAGUCAGUGAUGGAAGUCGUUGGACGGGAUAGGGUGUCGGAGCCUGAAGUGUGCUUGCUGGAGGUGAAAUCUUUUCUUUAAAUAGCACUCUGAACUUUUUCUCAUCUUGUCCUCUGGGUGACUUUAUUUGCUUUUUCCCCACCCUCUGCUCUGUGAGACUUUCUGGUGUGAUGCAGCUCGGCUGUAUCAACAGAGAGUUUCGUUGCUACUUUCACUUGAGCAUAUUGGGAAAAAGUGGAAAAAGCAGUGCAUCUUCUUAAACAUUUAAAUGUGAGUAGUGAGUAGGUCUCUCCUGAGAAUGACCAGAGACAACCAAUUUAACUCUUUUCACUUAACAUUUUUGACACUUGGACGAUAGCAGCGUUUUGUAUCUGUUACUCGAGGGCAGGCGCAGACCUAAAUUCGCGUCUUCCUUGACCCUGGAGUCAGAGUUUGGUUUUGUACCCCCCUCUGACUCGAAACCCUCCUUCUUCAGGCAGUCUAAGAGUGUAAACACAAGCAUUUUCCCCAGUGCUUGGAGCCUUAAGUGUGGGCCCCAUAACUGAGCAAACUGGCUAUCACGAAUCUUUAAAAGUGCAGAGAUCAAAUGUGAUCCGAUUUCAUUAUAAUGUCAUAAUUUGUGUUUUUGUUGAGCAGUCAGUUAGCUCAAGCUCCCAGUAACCCACUGAUGAAGACCUGAUAGCUCUGUGGGGUCAUGUCAGAGCACAUGUGCACACUUGGAGGAUAUUGUGUGUUUUCUGUUUUGAUAAUGGUUAUUUCACAUAUUUCCAUCCAUACAACUCCUUCAUCUUUGGUGCACAAGAUUAAGCUUGGUAAGACAAAUAAAUUCAGCCCCCGGUGUUUGGCGCAGCAUUGAUUUACUGGUAAAACCUGCCCUUAAUGAAUGCUCAUACAGCUAAGCACUGAGCAUACUGAUGACGUGUGUGCUGAUAUUAAACCCGUCUUCUUUUUCUUCUUUUUUCCUUUGCAGUCAGCCCCAGUGACAACAGCAGGACGUUUGGCCUGAGCUCAGUAUGGCCCCUAGAGGGCCCUAAUCUUAAACAACCCAAUGGAGACCUGAGAUUGUGCCCCCAUUGGAGGCCGCAGAGCCCAAAAAGUCCCAAAAGCCCGAAAGUCCUUCGUCUAAGCCCCCAGGAAAGCAGGUACAGCAGAUCCUCAUUUUCUCCUUGAUAUAAAAACAAUAAAGGAUUUGAUCGUACCUACAACUCCAGUUACAGGAGUGUGAGGAUGCUGUGUAAAGUGUUGAUGAAAACAUAAUUUUGGUGGUUUUCAAAUCAUUUAAAGUCAAUAUGUAAUAGAAAAAAGGAAAAAUCAGCAGAUCAGAUUGUAAAACUGGGAAAUGUUGUGGUUUUGUGAAAAUGUUUAAUGCCAAAAUCCCUUUUACGAACCAAAAAGGCAUGAAUCUGUAGUGAAAAUCAUGGCAUGGGUUCAAAAUUGCAUAAAGCAGCAAUAAGGUGUAAAUUAUGAUUUGUUGUCUUUGCACUUUCUUCAGUUAAAAGUUAAAGAUUUACAAGCUCUCGAAGUCUGUCUUUAUUUACAUUUUACACAGAAACCCAGCUCUGAUAGAAGCAGUUCAAUGGUUCUUUAAUUUCUCUGUUUUCAGUCUGUCCAUGAGGGCGAAGCUCCUGGAGUCAGACAGCAAUGAGAACGGGGACUCUAAGGAUGACUUUGAGGAGUACAGACCCUCCACACCUCCUCCCUCUGCUGCUCAGAACGGUACGGUGCUGCCCUCCAUCAGCAGCCUAACUGCCAGCUGCAUAUCUUCCAUUAGCGGCUGUUAGGAUUCACACUGACAAGAGUGUGAAUUAUAAAUAAAAGCUGAAUGAAUAUUUAAUGCUGCCUCUCUUUCUCUGUCUCUUUAAAACUUAAAAAAAGCACAUUUUACUGUCUUUGCAGGCUCUUUAGUGAAGGACAGCCUGCAGCUUCCUCUACCUCACAGAGACUCCAGCAGCGAGGAGGGGGGGUCCUCUCCAGCUGGCUCCCCCAGGCCUGAGAGGGGCUCUCUGGGCGGCCUGGUCAAGACCACUCACCGGGCCUUGCUGGGCGGUGGAUCUCUCCUAGCAUCUGUAGGACUAGGACGCUGUCUGGAUAUUCCCCCACGGGUGCCCCCGAGAACUAACCCCUCCUCCUUAGGGGACCGCACCCCCUCUGAACCUGAGAUCUCUGCCCCUAAGCCCCUCAUUUCGGACCCACCUGUUGUGGAUGAUCUCAUCACUUUCUCCACCUCUGAGCAGCUCCCCAGACCGCUCUUGGAUUUAGCCCUGCAGUACCAAGAACUCAAGCCGCUGCCCCUGACCCCCCCUCCGCCCAACCCUCGUGAGAGAAGCGGCCAUCGGACGCCACAGAUGCCGCAAAGCCCACAGACCCCCAGGACUCCCCUGCAACAUGGAGGCGCCAGCCCGGGGGAGUGGACCCCGAGUUCUAGCUCGUCAAACGGGGAGCUGGGGUGUGAGGCUUGGGAGCACAGAGCUGAGAGGAGGAGGAGGUCCAGCCAAGGCCUACACGCCUCACAGCUGGGUCAGUGUGACUCCAUAUUUUUAAAUGUUAAAGGGUCAAAACACCAAUUUUAAAGGCUAAAGCCAGUUCAGGGGACGCUGAGGGAGUAAACACACUUCUUAAUAAACUCCGGGUCACUAACUCCGGCUAUGACAUGUUUUUCUGCUGGGUGUUGUGGAACAAGCAAAAGUUUAUCAUGGGAACUGAAGAAGUCCAGUUUUUGGAGGAAGCUUGGGGUAGAGUGAAGCUACUAAAAGCUUUUAACCCCAACAAGCCUCAUAUCUAAAAUAUCCAACCUUACAGCAGCUUUAAAAAUGUGAACAGCCUUUGCAACAUGGUAAAAUAAUAGUAAGACCUGCAUUGUAGAACAAGGCUCAAUUAUCUCUUCGAGAUCUGCUCCUGCUAGCUUGCUGGCUGCUGCUACUUCUACUACUAUUAUAUAUAUUCUAUAAGACAGCAGAUAUCCAGGUCUGUGCUCUCUGCACCUGGCUUGUUAGCAGCCUCUGUGGUCAUUAUACACUAGGGCUGUCCUGAUUCGAUAUUGAAAUCGAAUAUCCGAUAUUAACAAAAAAUCAAACAUUGGAUUAUAUCAGCCUGCAUCUAAAAUCUCUGAUAUCAGCACUCCAUUACAAGCAGUCCUUUCCAGUCUCCGCUCCAGCGCCUCUAUCUAGCAGCACCCGGAUCCAGCAGGUAGAGCCAAUGUGAUCACAACAACAGUGUGUACUAAGGUACGAACAAAGUACCAAGGAGUAAGAGUGAUGUUGGCCUUGUGGCAGUAUUUUUUGUUUAAGUCCAAAAAAGACAUUGCAGCUGAGUGAAAAAGCCAAUAUCGGAUCAAUAUCAGUAUUGGUCAAUAUUGAAGGCUACAAUAUCAGUAUUGUAUCGGAGGUAAAAAAGUUGCAUCAGGACACCCCUAUUAUAAACAGGUUUAUUUUUUGACAGCCUGAGCACCGUAGUUAGCAUAAAGGACAGCUGAGAAUAUUUCUGAUUCAAAAUCACCCUUUGAGUUCAGCAUCUUCUCACUCUCUUGUUUACAUAUUGUAUGUCAGAUCAAACAGUGAAUUAGCUCAAAUCUGCUGGCACUUUCUGCCUUUAUAGUCCUGUUGUACUUAUUUUGCUAUGAGCAUAUGCUUUUUAACUCAAAUGACUUGUUGUCCUGUUGCCUCUCUCCAGAGCCAACCUGUAGUUUAGGAAAAACUCUGAAUUUUAAAAGCUGAAAUGCAAAGUUUGAAGCUUUAUAGCUGUAGUCGGUAACAUGUUGGUUGAAAUUAUGGUUGCUUUAUUAGCUUUCAAUUAAAAGUCUAUGAGCCAGACUGAAAAAGAAGCUAGAACUCAGAUAAUUGAGGCAUCUGCUGAUUUUCUUUUGAACACUUUUGAAUGUUUUUAAAUCAUCUGUCUAUUGCAAACCUCCCAGCGUUAUAAAAGAGUCCAGCUAAAUCCCUGUGGUGCCACUUUAAAUUAUAGUCUCCUCUCCAGAUUGGAUCCAUGAUUCUGUUUUUGUUUUAUCCGCGUGAUUCAUCCACGUUUCCUCAAGAGCACCGAGCAUGUUUGAGAAAGGCCUCAUGCUGAAUUUGGAUCCAGCGUUUCCCCUGAAUAAUGCAGCACCUCAGCAUGGCAACGUUCCCCCCUCACAGUUCCUGCUCAUUUUUUAUUAUGCCUCUUUUUAGGCAAGAUCUCUCAAACACAAGGGAAGCUUCAAUGCAGCACAAGCCUUUUUCAUUGACAUCAAAGCUUGUCUGCAGCUAUUUGCAUAUCUCAGGUAACAGCUGGCCCUCUGUAUUUCUCUGCUAAUUCUUGCUAAGCAAAGCUAGCAUCCAAUCUUCUGUUGUUCUCUCUCUUUCAAGUCACUUUUCAGUUUUUCUUUAAUUGCAAAGUUGAAUGCAAAGCAGUCAGCAGCUCAGCUGAAGUCGCACUCAGAUGGAGGUUGCUUUAUUUAAAAUUGCUACCACAUGAUUUUGAGUGGUUGUCAACUAAAAGGUUGCUCAUCAACUACUCUGGCCACUGUCUAAUACACAAUUAUCCUAAUUCAAAAUAAUGUUUUCUGUGGUGGUUCUAAUUGACCUAAGGAGACGCCACUGGAAAUGUAGCAGAACCAGAUGAUCCAAUUAGUUCAAUUGGUUCAUUUAGAGAGACUGAAAAGUUUCAUUAUUUUAUAAAAAUAUGUCAGCAAUGUGUUUUUUAAAAAUCGUUGGGAAAUCGGCAUGUUCACUAGCUCUUCUUUUUACAACUUUCUGUUCAGAUUUGGUAUCUGAGGAGAUUCGUUUCAAGAAAGGAGACAGCAAAGCAGCAACAAGCUGAAAUGGUGCAUAUCGCCACCUACAGUAGCAGAAGAGUACAUACUGAAUUUAAUAAAUCGAUUCAUGCCUGGUAUGAGCAAAUCGCACCGCACAGCCGUCCAGUUAAGUUGCCUGAUGGAGGAAUAACCAUGUCCCGAACACGUAUGCAUCCCCAUCCACCAUCACAGAUUCUGGCUUUGAACUGUGCGCUGAUCCCAAGUCCACCUUUUCCAAGAAGAAUGUCAAUAUUAGAUUUGCCAGAAUAUGAAAAAAUAGUCUAGGUCCUUAUCCAAACAAUAUUGCAACUAAACAUGAGGCAUCAAUGAUUUCCAAAAAGAAUGUCAGAUUUAGAUUUUUCCUACCUUAGAAAAGUUUGCCGCUUUGACUCAGUCCAUCUAAACAAGCUUGGGCCCAGAGAAGUAAUUUGCUUUUGGAUUAUGUAACGUGGUUUCCUUUGUUUAUGUUUCAGUUUAGUGUGGAUACAGCAAAACAAAAAUGAAGGUUUUUGGAGGUGAUUUUUUGCUCCUACAAUGAUUUCCACUGAAAAGUCCUGUCUGUUUUUAAUGCAGUGUUAACAUAGACUGUAUACACUUUGAACAACUUGGCUCCGCCUUCCGUCAUUAUACGAAUUUCAAGCCAAAAUGCUCUCGGUAUAUCCAGGAUUUUCUCCACUUCCUAGAACCACCCCUUGCGCAGUAGCAUUAUACGCAUUCGGUGGGAGAGUCACUGAGAGUCGCUGUGAUAAUGCUUGGCUCAAACAGCUUAUCCCUGGAUGAGCUAUGCAAUCUCUGUAUGCUUAAAGGCUGUAUCAAGUGUCAAUCAUAGAAAACAUGAACCCCCUAAUAACUUUUAAAAUGGAGCUGCACAGAAAAAAAGAGGAGUUGAGCACAAAUCACUCUUACAGUAACUACAUGUCAACAUCACAAGCAGGGUGGAGAAAAAUUUAUAUUGUGUAAUUAAUUUUGAAAGUUUGUCAUCAGCUUUAUAGGGAUUGCUGGAAGAGGCAGGAUUUAUGAUCUGUACUGUAGCCUGUCACCAGAGGGUGCUGUUCUCACUGUGGUUUCACCCAGCGAGGAGGCAGACGGCGUCCAUUCUUUAUACAGUCUAUGUGUAUUACCUGAGAAUGCAAAAUUGAGGCCAUCCAGUGUUGGUUUUGGGCCUUUUCUCUUUUUAUGCAGAGAUUUUUCCAGAUUUUUAAUCAUUUAUUGUGUUGUUAAUGAUGAAAUCCUCAAAUUUUCUGCAUUUUUUACGCUGGUAAACAUCAAUUUAACUUGUUGCAAACAAGCUUAUUAGUUGAGUGAUAGUCCUACAAGAGCAACCCUCUGCUAAGGACUGAGAACUGAGAAGUGAGAACUUCUGCAAGAAAAUGGUUUUCACAUCCGCACUAUAUAAAUCUGCAAGAGCAUUCAUGAGGGAGAUAUCUGCGUCAUUACUGACAUAUAUUUGAUUGUAAAAGCCCUCAUUGGAAUUCAAGAGCUGCUUAAGAUGCAUCCCUAUAUACCAUGUGUAAAGAAACACACCAGACAUGAUGAAAGAGGGAUUAGCAUUCAUUUCCUUUCUAUAUUUAUGUAUUAAAAUCUGCUGUUUUUAGUCCUCGGGGGAACACAUUCAUACGUUUGUGUUAAAUCAUGUAAGUGCCAUGCUAGCAGACAUGAUCUGCAUAUCAGUAACACUCUGAUUUACACUACAUUCACAUGGUUUUCUUGGAGGCACUGACUCAGUUUGGAGCUGUAAUGAAGGAGGCGUUGGUAUUGGUUGUUUGAAGAGCAAGCGGGCUUUGUGGAGGGCUUUAAUGGUCCCCCUUGGUAACAUUUCACACUCUAUAUCUGGUUCGUUUGACUCACAAAGCCCCGGAUUCUCCACAGAGAGUUUCUCACGGCUUUGCCUGCAGGUACAGAGAAGACAUGCAUCGCCUGCUUCUGCUGCUUACAGUGAUAAUCUCACAAACCACAUGUGUUGAUUACACCGGUGCACACAGAGGCAAAAAGCCCUCAUGUAAUUAAAGCAUGUGUUUAGCUGAACAUCUUUUUAUGUUUAUUGAGUGUAAUGACAUGGACUUGGGUGUUGCAUCGACACUCAGAAUGCCACAAGGAUGCUGGCGGUGAAUGGGAGCUUGAAAGAGCGAGAUAAAUGCCAAGGCUGCCUGCUCUGGUGUUUCUCGUCUGCUCUCAUGUGACUCCUGAUUGCUCUUUCGUGUCAGCUAAAAAGCUGUGCGGCCUCGGAGAGUUGCAGUUGAUGUAAAUAAUGCCAUUUGGCAGACACAUCACAUUUGGAAGAAGCAAAUGUUCAUUCAGGCUGAUUUAUUCAGAGUUUAAUUUCUGUUUGCUGCUGUAGCAGCUUUGUCAAUAAAGUCACACACGGAGAAGUUGUGCUUAAUUUGUACUAAUUGUAUCAGCAUUAUGUGAGUUUGUUUUCCAGCAGUCAUGUACCACUCUCAUGUUCCCAUUAGGAGCAGUUUAUUCCGACAGGUUAAGGUGUUUUGCGGGAUAUUAGACAGCAAAUGUUCGUGAGUGCGGAGAGGAUCUCAUAAAAGAGCAGCAGGGCACCAGCAGAGCAGUUUGAGAGUAAUUUGAAGAUAAGCAAUUAAAGCUAAACAAGAAAGUGAAAGGAAGGAUGAUGAAGAGGUUUAAUAUGUUGAAUAUUCAGCCUCUCAGCUGCUGCGUGACUUUGUUUGAAGGAGGAGGACUCCACUUUGGUUGCUUUUAUUUAAAAAUGUUUGCUCACUUAUUCUAAUGAAUAUUACCCGGCAUGUGCAGCAGUGGUUUAAUCCAAGCUUUGGCUCUGGACUUGGGUUAUAAAAUCCCCCGCUUAUGUCAUUGUGGUGUAAAAGGGUCACCCUUAAGGAUGUAGACAUCACCUGUUGAUUGCUAAUGAAGCCAAACGACUGUCGCCAUGCUGACUUGUUCUAGCUUUUGGUCAAAUUUGAUUUAUGCAAAGAGGUGGAGCUUAGGCGACCCUUUAGUAUGAAAGAGGAUUAGGCCACAAGAAGAGAAAAAAAUGAUUACAGGAGGGAUAGUUUUUAAAUUUCCAUUUCGAGAUUAAAGUUGAAAUUUAGGAAACUCAAAAUUUCAACUUUAUUCAUGGCAACUUUAGUCUUGAAAUUUUGUCUUUAAUCUCAAAAUUUUCACAUUUUGUUAUCUCCAAAUUCGACUUUUAUCUUGAAAUUUCAACAUUUUGUAAUCUUGAAAUUCCGACUUUAUUGACAUAAUUUCGAUUUUUUUAAUUUCAAAAUUUCGACUUUAAUCUCCUUCCUGUAAUUAUUUUUUUCUCUUCAUGUGGCCCUAACUCCCUUUCGUACUUCAGCCUUCUGACUAACAACUGCAACACAACCACCUGUCAGUCAUCUUAGCCACGCCCCUCACUAUGCAAAUCUUUGCAUAUGUUUUAGUCUGUGGAUUCCAACUUCAAUUUGCAAAUGGUAUUUGUUAAUUAUAUGCACUGCUCAGAUGGCAGGAUAGCAGUGUUUGUCUGCUUUGCACUGUAAGGGUUGAUUACAUCGUUGCAGGAAAACUUCAGCUUGACUAAUUUGCAGCUCUGCACAGUCAAAAAAAAAAAAGAAACAAGUUUGCAAGGUGCUGCUGGCCUAGCCUAGCACUCAUCUAUGGAAGUUAAGCCUCACAUGGAUGGCUUGGGUUUGCUUCUAGCCUGAUUCUUCUUUCCAGGCCAAAAAACAAAACAAAACACUGAUUCUGGUUGCUGAACAUUUUAGAAACAACAAGGAGAGUUGUGGGGUAACAGUAAUUUCAACAAAAAGCCUCAAACUAUACCUAAAGUCUUCAUAUGCUGUUUUAUUUUGAAGCUCUUCAAAGUUAAAGAUGUGGAAAAAUCAACCUGCUUUAAUGUUUUUAUUUCUCUCUCUUUCUUUUUUUUCCAGUUUUGGAUCUUCCUCUGUGUCAAGACACACAGGACCCUGAUGACAAACCUUCAGUACCCUUCACCCUUCACCCUAACCCUGCCCUCUGGAGCCCCAAAACCCGCCGCCUGGAGGUGAGCGUCAUCCCCCGUCCCCGCCCCUCUCCUAUCCGCCCCAGAAUCGACCCCUGGAGCUUCAUCUCAGCCGGCGGCGGGAACUCAGGAGGCGCCCGCAGCCCAAACCGCUCGGACAGCAACCUCCUGGGUUUCCAUCCCUCCCCUACAAACCCGUUCCACAACUGUGACCCUUUCCCCUCACCAGACUGCGACCCUUUCACCCUCAAGGCCGACCCCUCCAGUGGCUCGGACACGGCUUCACCCUUUGACCCCUUCUCGGCUCCAUUUCCCACUUCACGCUCUGCGCCAUGCUCCACUAACGGCUCGCCCACGCUGCCCUCGUUCCGUAUCGCCCCCCUGAACCCUGCUGACUCCCCGCUCAUAGACCUGGGCUGGGCGGCCUGCAGCAAACCCGUGGACGGCACCAAAGAGAGGGUUCACCCCCGCAGGACACUGGGGCUCAAACCCUUUAAAUCCCCAACGCAACUCAGAGACGACCGGUUCUAAACAUGUGGUUUUAUCACAGGAACACAGUCCAGGAUGCUUUCCACUACGCGUCCUCCAUCUGAAUGAGGAUCUAAACCAUCACUCAACCCGCUGAGAGGGUUUUCUCAAUCAUUGCAGGUCCUGUUUGCCGCCACCCUGCUGCUUUGGAAAGCCAGCUAAAGGUGGUACAUUGGAUCGUGGGAUAUCUGCCUUUGAACCAAUAGCGGGUGCCGAUUUCAUUCUCCCUCUCUAUCUCUGUUUCUGUGUCGCUUUGAAGGAGCAGAACACAGAUCAGUCGUUCCAUCUCCAGAUUUUAUCUGGGCGCUCGUAUCCUCUGCUUUCAUCUCCCCCUACCUUUGAAGCAUUGCGACAAUGCAGAGGUGGAUAAGGCGACUUGCACAGCUUCAUCCGCCUCUACCUCUGCAGACUGACAUCAUUGAGGACAAUGGAGAAUUGGGGUGUCUUAUUUAGUGAAGUGUCUAAAAUCUGCCUUCUCAAGGUUCCUUGAGAAGGAGGUAAGUUUCUCAGAAUUCGGCCUUUCAUUAAAAAAUCAGCCUUGCAUUUUCAUGGAAGAAAAUGAUGUCGAGGGCAUGCAUGCAGACUUUUUCAAGGAGAGCUUUCCAGACAGCAACAGCCUGUUGCAUUAUGGGAGAAAGCACCAGAGUGGAUAGAUUCCAGGCCUGUUGGUGAAAUCCAAGUCAAAACCAUGACCCAGGCAUUCCACUUGGAAGCAGAUAACAUUCCAGUCACAUUCCCCGGGAAAUGCCAGGGACUGGACAGAUCAUUGGGUUGGCAGGCGGCACAGCACGGGAAACAAGACCGGGGGAGCCCUCUGCAUUCCCUUCCAAUGCCAAAGAAUGUGACAGUGUAAGGGGUGGGACAAAGAGUGUUUGCAAAUCAUUUGUUUUUUACCUCCACGGAGCGCUGGACGAGUGGGUUCGCCGGCACAGAGAGAGAGAGAGAGAUUAACAGAUAGUGUUUAACAACAACUCGCCUGUGGUUAUCGUCUUCUAUAGCAUCCUCACUGUCUUAUCAGGUUGAGCAAAUACGCUCAAGUAUUUGCAAAUUCUUUGACAUGUCUGGAAACACUGAAUACUUUAGAGCUGGGGUGCUUUUGAAGCUUUGCAAAACCUGCCUGCAUCAGUACAGCAUCACCCCCCCUGCAGCCAGCUGUUAUUUCUCCCCUUUUUCAAACCUUUAAUCAUGGAAGAUGUUGUAGUUUAUUUUUGAUUUAGCUACAUUCAUGUGAGGUGGAAGAAUUAAAAAGCAAAAGUGGGGCAGUUUACAAAGGUUGGAUAACAGGGACUAAGACCAUAGACACUGGGUCAGCUUAGCAGAGGGAAACAGCUAACCUGGCUCCAUCCAAGGUGACAAAAACAAUCGAUAUAGGCUCUGGGUUCUUUAAGGCAUAAAAGCCCACUUUCCUCUGAUUGGUCGGACUCCACCAGUUGGUAUCAGAUGUAGCAGAGGAACACUAAGAAGCCUGGCAGAAAAAGCCCAGGUUUUUAACUAACAGGGUUUUUUUUUUACAUUUACAUCACUUUUAAAACUUCAGAAUAUGAACAAUCAACAAUUAUUUUACACUUUAAGGCUUUUUUGAAGUUAAAAUGUUGCUUUAUGUGGUGUUAAUGUGUCGAUCAGACAACAAAUUUUGCUAAAUGACUUGUUCAAAAACUCACACAAGAAUCACGCUGAAGUCACUCGAGACCUGCUCCUCAAAAGACCGAAGUAAAAGUAACACUGCCAAACAGACGCGUUCUGCUCGGUUCGUUAUUACUUGGGAUUUUUUUUUUGUCGUUUUCUAAACUUUUCAGAUCAGCUCAGAAAACUUAUGGUCAAGUUCCAAAAUUCAGGGUGACCAUACGUCCGCUUUUAGCUGGACAUAUCCUUUUUUGAGGGGCUGUCCAGCCUGUCCAGCCUUGUCCACGGGAGUUUGUAAAAUCCCUCAAAUAUCUAUAGUUUUGUAUGGAAGUUUUGAGUUUGUGUCGCGUGGACUAACUGAGUUAGAAGUGGGUAAAAAACACUCCACCCGACCAGAAAAACUCUUAAAAUUUACUACCCAUGACUCUGAAUAGAGAAUUGUGACUUUGUAGCAUGGCAACAGCGGAGGAGGCUUCUGGAGUGUGGAGUGUCUUAAUGAGACAGUAGCUGAAAUCAAGUGUUACAGACAGAGGCCUCUAAUCCACCGCAGUUAAUGGGUUAGUUACCUUUGACAGAGCCAGAUUAGCUGUUGGUGCUAUGCUAAGGGGUUAGCUUAAAAAUUACACACUUAUUCAGACCAAAGCUAACUCGAACAUGUAAAUGUGGGCUGGUUUUGCAAGGUGAGAAUUAUAGAGCUCCUAACUCAUUUAAUUUCACAUUUCUGUCUUUUUCUUUCUUUUUUGUGCAGAAAAUCCAUCCUGAAUCAUUUUAACAUUGCUAGAGAGGAGUGGCAACAUCCUGCUAAAUCAUAAGAUUAAUCAAAGGCAGAAAAAGCAGAUGAAUUAAAAAUUAAGCAGGCAUACUGAGAAAAAACUUAAUUUUUAAGGCAAUAGAAAGAACAAAAACAGCAGCAAGGUUCAAAAUGUAACAAUUACAGAGGGGAAACUGAGUCUGAAAUGCUGAAAUUAUAAGAUGUGUUCAGAUUAUAACAACAAGGCAGCGAUCAUUUGAUUCUAAAGUGGCUUAAAUUGAAGAAAUCUCAGAAGUAUUGAAAAGUUGCUCACUGUUAAAUAUUAGCUUAAAGGUUUUUGUUUUGGGGAAAUGUGAGGUUGUGAGGCACUUUUCUGUGAUAUUAUUGAGGUUUAACAGGUGAACGAUUGAAGGCUGAAUUUUAACAAUGCAAUCAUCUGGUUCUUGAGCAUGUUCUCCUUUAACACGCUUUGUUUUGGUCAAGCACGUGAGCACCUGAGAGAGAGCCACUUACUCGCGGCACAAACUCACCCGUCGCCCUGGUCUCUGCUGGAGCGUUACGCUGUACAAAUACUGAUUGGGUUCAUCUCUGACACCGUGUCAUUGGGAGACAAUAACAGCUUUAUUCAGACGGAGAGUGAAAGCCCUGUCUCCGAAGGGGAAAGCUUUGUGAUUAGCCUAAUAAUCCUAAAGACGAACAGAGCCGGCUGAUAGUGAUAAUUAGCCUCUUGAUAAGAGCAGGAAGCAUUAACAAAGCCUUCAGAUAUUUGCUUAAUUAAUUUGCCCAGACAUUGAGGAAAAAACGCCCCGCGUCCUCCUCUGAAGGUGUAUCGAGCUGCUUCCUUCACUGGCUUACGUCUUGAUUUAAGCCGUUUUUAUGCACAAACUUUCAAAGACAGGUUGAGCCGUCUCUUUUCCCUUUCAUGCCUUUUUUUUCUCUCCCUCUCUGUUGCCGCUCUCACUCGGCUGCUGACCGGAUGAAAUCUCACCUUUUUCUCCAUCCUCCCCCCUCAGGUGAUGUGGGAGGUUUUCAUUCGCUCUUUCUUUUUCUUCUGCCUCCUACUCCUUUGCUUCCUGCUCCUCUGGAAAGUUUUCUUGAGGGCAGUUCUGUCCUGACACUGUGGAGCCUUCGGUUCAGCAACAGCCAGGUUUCUACCUUGUUAGAAAAAGUCAAUAAUGGCAGAGGACAGGGUCUUUCUACUGAGGCAAUCACAUUUUAAUUGUAACAUGAGCCUUGUGUAUUUCUACUGCACUUGUUAAUCAUCCUUUAGACCUCUGUGUAAUAUUCCUAGGUGCUUGAAAAGGGUUCAGAGGGCUUCCAACCAACCUUGCACUAAUGUGUUGAUCACCACAUCUUUAGCAAUUUCACCCACUCAGCACGGCUCCAGGAACAAACAGGGUUACGAGCUGAAAAGCCAGAGAGUGCAAAAAGCUUUGAAGACAAUUCCACAAAAGUGGCUAAAAUGUGUACAGACAAGUUCUUGGUUUUGAUUUCUGCUCAAUGAACACUGUGAAACUUGAAGAUAGUUCUAUAUUUUUUUUAGGUUUGUUAUCCCCCUUAUUUAAAUGUCUGGGUUCUUAAUUUGUAAAAACCACCAAGAGCUUUACUGUGUUUCAUCUUUUAUUUUACAUUCAGUUAAAUCAGCCCUCACAGCAGGCAGAGAUAUCCUUGAAGUCAGAUGAAGCUAAAGUGAACCAUUACCAGAGAGCUCAGGAGCCUUAUCAGGGAUUAAUUUCCCGAGUACAAAAGCACCAGUGCUUACAUUUGUCCGAUGGCUACAGUGAGCAUAAGCAUCAGAGGAUCAGUGUUGUAAUUUUGCAAUUAAAAUCAAAGAACGCUUUAAUUUUGAAACAUCAUUUUAAGCUUUAUUGCCCAAUUAUAUCCUGAGGGUUUCUAAAGUCAGGGUUAGGAUCAUGUCUCAAUCCUCUGUGUCUGAAAUACAGGAAUUCUGUGAAUCUGAAAGAUGUCUUAAACUAUAUUUUUCAAAUUUAAGGCCAUAAAAUGUCUGUAAAAGUCUAAUAUUUCUUAACUUCUGAAGUCCUGAAUUUUAGAUUUUUUUUGCCUUAAUACUGUAAAACUUUAAUCGGACGCCAGGCUUUUAAUUGGAUCAAUCUUGAACUCACCGUGUCUUUAUUUGGGACAGGUAGAGACGGGCCUUUAUUUAUUUUCUAUUGAAGUCUUAUGCAGCCAAGACCAAAAAUAUAACCUUAUUGUUUAUUAAGAGUAUGUAGAGGAAAGCCAGCUAACACUCUUUGAUAAAUUGUCCCCAUUUCUUCUUUGACUCAACUUAGUAUAAAUUUCUUUCCCAUUUCUAUCCUAUUUUAGUGUUUUUUAUUUCUUUUCCUUUAUCGCUCUUCUUUUACUCAGCACAGAGGAGCCUCAUUUGCCGAUGUUAUGUAAAAAAAGCAUCAAAUAACAUCAAAAUUACAGGUCUUCAGAAAAUUGACACAUACAUAUAAAUAAGCAUGAUGAAAACAAACUUUGUGAGAUGUAUUUUAGACUUUAAAGUUUGAUCCAUGUCCCAUCUGUUAACAUGGAGAAGAUGAGCUUUACUGCAGCCUACCAGUAGAGGGAGCUCUAAAGCUUGACUUCACUUUUGGGUCCGUCUUUGGUCGUUAUUUGAUGCGGAUCAGUUGCUUCACCUUUCAGGAGCAGGUAAAACUUCACCUGCAUUCACUUGGCAGUGAGGGCUCCAGAUCGUCCCCUUUGCUGUGCAGGAGUCAGAGGUCGAAAAUAGAAUUCAUCUCUCUCAGCAGUGCUCCCUACCUUACUGCUCUCCGGUCUCCUCUACCAACAUUUUACCGAUGUGACAAGUGAUGAGUUAUUGCCUCGUCUCCUCGUGUCAACACACAAAGCCACAAGAGCUCUCCUCUGAUAGUCAUUAGGCUCGGAUGGCUGUUGUUGUUGUCUGAGCUCUGUGAGGAGAACGAGAACACGCCGGAAAUUGAGAUGAUUGAAACGUCUGGCGGAUUAUUUCUGUCACAAAUUCAGCGCGUGUGUCAAGUAUCCACUCCAGCCUGCCAGUCAUGUCCCGUCUCUUUGUUCUGCUCUGUUCUGCACUUAAACUCUGAUGAUGUAAAGUGUUACCUGCAGUUUUUCCAUCAGGCUUGCAAAUGUGGAAUGAUUGAUCAAAUGCAACAGGUAGUCACUGCCGCUUUCCUUUAUGGUUAAGUAAUUGCCCAUUGUUUAUUUCAGAGUUAGUUUCCUUUUAUGAUGCGGUUCAUUUGAAAUGGCGAGAAACCUUCCCGCUUCAAAGUGGACGUAGACAAGUGAAUAUUAAACUACACUUGAUUGCUUAUUUCUUGAUGUAAAUAUUGAUAAGCGAUGAUAACUUAUACCUGUGUUCCUGAGUCAGAUCUGAAGCAGAGAGAGCGCUGGGAGUGCUCAGGACACAUUUUAGGAAGUCUUUUGCGGAUAGGGACGUCCAUUUUUUGGUUUUGGCUGUCAGAUUUGAGAACCAUAACUGCCAGUCGUCUGCUGCAGCUGACAGCAAUAAAAAAGUCCUGAUGAGUUGUUUGUGACGCUCAGCUCUUCCAGGCGUCGCCUCCAUCCGUCACUGCAAAUCAGUGUCUCCGAGAACAAACUGACAGCAAGAACGGGAGUGAAUUCUCAGCAGGAGAGACCAAUUUCUGGUCACCGGUGAACCACCCUCAGCCCUGCUGUGGCGGCAGGCUUGAUUUGAUGCUCUAAAUUUGAAGAUCAGGCUCACACUGUUGGCCCUAAUCAGUAAAUGGCAAAUAGUCAAUACAGUACAUGAAUAAGAGCUAAUAGAGGGCCCAAAGGCCCUGACCCUCAUCACACAGAGAGGCUACUCAUGAGCAGUGGUUUUGUUUCUGAGUUUCAAGGGUGAAAAUCAGACCUAUUAUCCUCUAGAAAAAAAGAACAGGCUGUGAGCUUCUUAUUUACUGGCUUUGUGAGGGGUGACCAGCAGUUCAGGGAGGUUAUGCUCAUUGUGAAGUGUUGCAAACAGUGGAUGUGUUCAAACACAGACUUGUAUGAUUUGGCCUGAUGAGGCAAUUGAUUCAUCUCUAGCCGCAGUCAUGUAAGCUAUGAAGGAUCACGGAGGAUAAAUAAAACCCUUCUAUACUCUGUAAUCUACAAAAACACAAGGAAAAAGUGCUUUAUAACCCCGCUACACACAAAGAGUUUAAUGCUUUUUUGAGGUGGACACAGCAGUAUUCCUUGAAACUCUGCAUAGUCGAACAUGAUGACCAUAUUAGAUUAGAUAAAUAAAAUACUGACUGCAUAUGAAUAAUCUGUAAAUGAGUAAUGACACAGAGAUGAUUCAGUUAUCUUAUUUCUAGCUUUAACCCAAUGUAUUUUAUGUCCCUUUUUCAGUCUUUUAUUUUAUAAGUGUCUUCUUUUUAAAAUAUUUUAGAUGAGUGUAUCACCUCUCUCUUCAGAUUGUUUUAAACUGUAUCUGUUGCAGUGGUCUGUUAUCAGAAAUAACAGACUUUAGAAUGUUGAAACCGACCAAUCAGAAUGCAGGGUUUGACAGAGCAGUGCAAUAAUAACAAUAUUGGCAUUUAGUUAGUUAAUGUGGGGCAUAAAAGAGGAAGAAAAGGUGAGUUAUUUUUAGGUUUAUUCAUCUCAGUUUUUGAAAAUCAGUAAGUUUUACAUAUUUUUUCCCUUAUAUUCUCAAUUUAUGGUGUUUCUCAAUCUGCUCCAGCCGAAUCAUGUUUUCUCUUCUUCACGGUCACUGAGAUAAUAAUGAAAGGAUUCAACAGGAUAAGGAAAAAGUCAGCCUGAACACGCGUCUGUUUUAUCUCCUCAGAUCAAAUCUUACCUUGGCGGGUCAGUGAGGAGUAAAUUCCAAAAUGACAGAAUUGAUGGCCUGACAUUUCCUCGGCUUUCACCCCAUUUACCUUUGCAGCCCUCUCUUGUGUUCAAUUAAGUGGAGGUUAGAAAUAUACCUGGUUAUCAGGCUCCUUUCAGCUGUCUUGCAGACAGACAUCAGCGCCACAGACUCCUGAUGGCUCUCUCUGGCUGGUAUUAAACUGAAACACCUGCCCAGGCCUUUGUUUGGCAUUAACAGGCCGAGACUAAAUGAUCAAAUACGACCUUUCAUUGACUGUACAGGAAUCGCACAUCCCAAAAGAGACGUGGACAAAAGCCAUGUCUGCACAGGUGCUUAAAUUAACGCCCGGCCUCCCAGAGUGUGAAUAUAAUUCCUCAUUCUUUUCAGCCUGUGCAUCCAAGGUCACCAUCUGCUGUCCUCCUUUUCUCUAACAACCAAAACCGGAAUGAAUGGGCGCCAUGAAAGGAGACCAAUUCGUUUCCAAGACCACAGUGACGGCUCUCUGAAGAGGCUGGCGCUCCGUUUAGAAAAUAAAUAUGGAUUUUAUCUGGGAGGUCAUUAAGUCCAAGGUCCACACACACUCUCGCCCACUCACUCCACACAGAAGACAACAAUCUCACACUGUGGUGAUGAUCGCCUUGUCCUGGUAUUGACACUCAAUUACUGUGCAAUCUUUCUCUAAUGGAAGCCGUUUAAUCCAGAAACUUCUGUUGCUGGAGUGUUUAUGAAUGUGCUGCAGCAUGACUGUAUGAGAAAAAACAAGCUGUACCUUGAACAUGGAGACGCAAGUGACAGAUUGUAGAUACUUGGAUGAAAUAGAGGCCGAACUAGCGAUUACAGCAUAUAAGCAUCCUCAAAAGCUAUGUGCUGUUAUUCCUCUUUCUGGAGCAUCACACAGCUGAGUGUACGAUGGACGUCUUUGUCUGCGUCUUUUUAACAGACUCAUUUUCCUGUGCAGUCAACUUAGAAUCUGAAACAUACAACACCAUAGUGCUAUCGUGUUAAGAGUUGAAGUAUUCAGUUUAAAAUCAAAUUUAGACUUCAGUCUAAUUUCACAACAUGCUCCAUAUUUCCCCAUUUUAGUGCAGGCUGCGAGUUAGCAUUGAGGCUAAUGAUAACCUAAAAGUAGGACUUUUAAAACUACAAUUUUAUUUUUUUGAGGUUGUGACUUUUUCUCUUCUUUUAUUUUGACUUUAAUCUCUUUGUACUACAACUUUGUUUCUGCAUUAUUACGUCGUUUUUCCAAGGUUUUCUGUGACUUUUCCCUUGGAAAGUUUGACUUUAUUCUCAUUACAGCACAGCUUAAUUUCCUUGAUACUACAGCUUUAUUCUGGCAAUACCGCAACCUUACUUUAAUGAUUUUAUGACUUUUUUUCUCAUAAUCUAUGAGUCCUCUCUCAUAACAGUACCACUUUUAUCUAAUUUUUUUAAUCGGUUUAUUUUUUUUAUCUCUUUUUUUUUUAUCAUGUUGACCUUAAACUCGGUUGAAACAUAACGUAAAUUAUCAUAUUUGAAAGUGUUGGAUAGAGAACUUUAAGUCUACCUUUUUUCCAAUUCCCUUGUGUUGUGUUUCAGGUUUGCCCUAAUUGGUUUAAAGCACAAAUUUGCAUGUUAAAGUGCAGCAAUUUUAAAAAUGGAAAACUAUGCAUGGAUUGUAUUUGCUUAUCAGACCACUAAGUGCAGCAAGUUUACAAAAACAUUAAAAAUCUCCAUUUCAAUCAGAAACUGUGGUCAACUUCUAACAAUAAUUAUCAACAAUAAUAAUCUUUAGUGUCCAAAAUGUCCAGAUUCCAUUAGAAAGACGCCCAGAAACUGCAGCAUGCUGGUUCUGGAUCAGGACUAAAACACUCCUGACACUUAACCUGAUUAAAGUCUUCUGUGGCUCAGAUAUAAUUCAGGUUAAAGUAUUUCACUCCAGCUUGAGGGUAUUUAACAGCAGGUGGUCUCUUUCAGGUGCUAAUGCUUAGGCUUAAAUAAGUGAACUCCAAAUGAUCCACUCAGGCAAUUUAAAAUGGUUCUGGAUGGUACAAAUCCCCAUGACUCACUGGUCAAAUCUCUCUCUGUGCUAUAACAGGCUUUUCCCUCUGACAGCUUCCCACCAGCCAGCUAUAAAGACGUUUCCAAAACUUGUGCAAAGGGGGGGGAUAUUUAUGAAUGGCCAUCGUUUUACACACUGGAUCAAACUAUUUUUAGAUGGUCAUGGACGCAGUCUACCUUAGGAUGAUGGAUUGAUUGCUUCAAACUUAUUUUUAGGUUUUCACUGGAGUAUUUAAAAUGUUCGUAUGGGUGCUUCACGCGUGGCAAAAAUUUUACAUUCCACUUCUUCAGUUUGAUCAAAUCUGCCGUAAUCAGUCCUCGUCAAACCCAAGUGUUUGAGUGUAGCAGAAGUUCAAAGAAAUUCCCUAAUUUAGCUUAAAAUCAGGAUCAUUAUGUACAUUCCAGAAAAUCCCAAGCCUUAGAAAUCACAGUUGAAUGUCCCCUUGAGGCACCCAUACUAAUUUCAUGUGCAUAAAACUGCCAGAUAGAGAAGAGGAUUAUUUGCCACUACCCAGAAGUAGUGAGCAAAGUUGGACCUCCUUUCUGUCUCUGUAUCGUUUUGCUUUUAUUGUCAUUGUUCCAGAUUCAUUUCCAUGUCUCAUUAUGUGUUUUAUUACAACCUAGGCGAUGUGAUAACGCAAACUGUUGCAUUGCCCUGGCAGCCAUUUUUACAUCUCUCUCAGUCGUCGGGCUUUGAAAAAUUUUAUUACAUUUUUGUGAAAUCUCGCACUGGGCUGGGCCUAAUCAACUGUUGUUUUAUUGUUAUGUGUGUCAAGAGGACUAUUUCUGUAUACAGUAUGUGAAAAUGUUUUUAUUUCUCUUGACUAUUAUAAUGGGUUUUAACCUGUGGAAAAAAAAAAAACAAAGGAAAAAGCUCAAAAAGAUUUAAGACCAAAUAAAAUGUAACACUCCUGACUCUCUUGUUGCUUCAUUUAUACUACAGAAGAAAGCUUUUUGUGAUUUAUCAGCUAAUUUUUUGUCAAACUUAAUACUCUAAAUAAUACUGUUACUCCCUCACAAGCA